GAUUCAUCUGCCAACUAGGGUCUCCAUCUGGUUUGGAUUGGAUUGAGAUUGGAUAACACCUUUCCACCUAAUAGCAGCAUUAAGAGCAUUGACUGCCAAAAGCCAUAGCUAACCUACUUUCUUUAGGAUACAUAUUGUUUCUCCUCAUUACCCUGUAAUAAAAUAAGAUUUAUCUUAAGCAUGUCCUGAGAGAAGCCUAAAAUGGAAAUACACGGUACAGGCAUCGUAAGCUGGGAGAGACCUGAAGGACCAUUGGCAGCCCCCUGAAUUGUAACUGAGGAAAUGGCUCUGUCAGAUUGAGAUCUGCAUUAGUGGCCUAGUUGUGGAGUGACGUAGGGAGUGAGUGUAUGAGCAGAGCAUGUGUGGUGUUCAUUCCCAUCCAUCCAUCACUCAUCCUACAUGAAGUUGCCUCUGGAUUGGGACCUUGAACUCUACUAAUUUUAUGGUAGUGUAACUUGCAGAAGACUUACCAGGUAGGUGAGCUUGGUAGUAUGUUUUGUUUUGUUUUGCAUUUGGGACCAUCUUCACAUGUGUCAACUAAGAAGGAUUUGCUGCUAACCUAUACCUAAAUCUCUGACACAAAUCCUGGAAAAGCCUUAAAUGAUUGGCAGGUAGUGUUGAAAGGUGCUGUAUCAGGGUUUUGUAAAUCAUGCCAUCUAGAUAGAAUGCAUUGUGUUGGAAUGAAAUUAAAACAACCAUUUUAAAAAAUGUAAAUGACCUUGGGUAGAAAAACACGAGCAUUAAGCUGUAUUAGCAGGUGAAGAUAAAUCUCUCCCCCUUCAUGUUUGAAAUAAUCUUUUACAUUGUUUAUGUGAAUUUCUUUCUUUUUUUCGGGUACAUUGAUUAUGUAUCUUCCCCCACCCUCCACAUUUAAUCCCCUAAGGGAUCGGUAUUAAUGAGUUUUAUGCUUUGAAUUUUAAAAUUUUCUUGUCCUCAAAAGUGAGACUGGGGAAAAAGAGAAAAGACUUUAAACAUUUUCUUUGAAAGCUUUUAGUUAUCUCAUAUACCUAUUCCUUUUGAAAAUUUCUCUGUGGAUAGCCGGCUUAGUUUCUUGCAAAUGACUAAUUUAAAUGCCAUAGAACAUGUUUAGAUUCACUGUCACAUGGUUGUUCUUGCUACAUUUCUUUUGCUCAGAUUCAUCUUCAGAAAGUGAGGGAGGGGGAAAGCAUAUUAAGCAUAUUAUUCCUGCAAUUAAGGCAUAGAUUGGCUACUUAAUUUGUAGUUAGUAAAAAACUACUGUGAUGGAACUCAAAAUAUUAAUAAAUUGAGAAAACCAGAAUGCUUGUCUUUUGCUUUAGUGAUGGGACUAAGGUUUACAUGAAUCUUUCUAUGUCAUGUAGUUUCAGCUAGUGCCUCUUGGCUCUGAAAGCUAUGCAUAUGUAAUUUCAUUAUUAUUGAUAACAUAGUACCUCUCUAGAGAGUUCUAGUUACUGUAUUUUUAAAAUGCAAACAUUUGAAAAUGUAGAUACAAUUCUAUUUUUUAAAAUUAAUAGGUCUGAACUGGGAUCUUUGGUGAUAUUUCCAUUUCAAAGUAUUUAUCAAAUCAAGACAUUAGUGGUAAAACAGUACUAGUACAAAGAUGCUUAGGUAUUGCUCUAUAUUUUUCAAAAGAAUAACAAAGCAAGAACAACAUCUUUUAGAAACGUGUCUAAAAAGGUGCCAAUGUGACCAAAAAACCCAUUUAAUCACUGAGAAUUUUAACAGAAAUUUUUUAAAGUAUUAUAUUGCAGGAUCAAUAUUUAGUAUAUUGGACAAUUCAGAAGAUUUAUUCAGGUUUGCUUGGGGAUUGAGAACAAAUACGUGUUUAAAUCUGUAUGUAUAAUUUAAAAAUAUUAGAGAAAAUUUGAAAAAUAGGGAAGAGUCAGCCAUAUUGUUUUAAUUAAACAAAAUGACUGCUUCUGUUUUAGCAGUGCUUCCACUUUGUUUUCUAUGCGUUAUCUUUUUGAAGCCACUGGUUAAUGUAUGUAUAAAGCUUGCCAGCUUGUUUUUGAUUAACAAAGUUCAGUCAGUGAAUAAUGUAAAAUACUAUUAACAGCAUAACUGGAAAGUGACUUGAGCACAUAAAAAUCACCUUUAAGUCCAAAGUUAAAUUCUUGUUUUUAUGUUAUUUAUUGUUUUUAUUUAGAGAAGAGAUACGUGCCUCAUCUUAGGAAUUCUCAUUUAAUAUCCUUCAAAGACUGGGCUUUAAUGAACAAAUUUGUCAUGUGGCAGAAGUUACUGUAGUCUGAUGAAAGGGAAGAUGGCUGCAAAGAAGAGAAAACGGGUGGUGGGGGGCAUUGAGGUAUAAUAAUCUGUGGCUGUGGGAUGGUUUUCGACAGACCAGUCAUAGCCCAGACUCAUGUUUCCAAACAUACAUUAACUGCAAACCCUGAUCUCAGGUUUUAUGUUUUUCCAUCACUUUUUAGCUUUAAUUUGUAGUAGAUUGCUUGAGGAAAGACCCCUGUUGAUUGGUUGUAAUCAUCUAAGAUUUAUGAUGAUUAGGAAGUCUAAAUAAAAGUCUGUUAGAUCCAAUUUGGACAUAAAUUUUGAAUGCCCAGUUUAUUGGAUUGCCUUGAAAUUCUAAUUGGUAAUAUGCAAAUCGAGUUAGAGUCUUGACUAUCAAAAUCACCUUAGGACUAAAUUAGACAGUUUGGAAGCUCCAUUAACUCUUUCAGAGUACUGAACUACUAUUUAGUCUACCCAAACAGUAAUUUACUAAGUUUAGCAUACCCAGACAGUAAUUUGCAAAGUAAUACUUUGAAGAUGCUGGAAGGAGUUAAUGAAGCUUCUGAAAUAUUGUGUUUUUUGGGAGAAUCUGACUCAGCAUUUGCAGUAGUUGGAGUUGAGAAAGGGCGUCUUUAAAUUUUGGAUGCCUAAUUGGCAGGAAUUGUUGCUAAUGCUACAGUCUUUGAUUUUUAUCAUACUCCUACGCUCUUCCUGUCAUGUUGCAGACUCCUUUUACUAAUCUAUGUGAGUGCCCCCCAAGGUAAAGCCCCUGUGCACUUCCGUGGUGAUGCCUUCUGACUGGUUCAGCCUGUCACCUUGACACACACACAGAUGGUUUCUGGAGGCCGAUUUAAUUCCAGCUAUCUUGUUCUUCACCUCUCGUGUCCAUUUCUCUCCAUCUUUUCUCCUGAGCUUUGGUCUAAUUUGUCAACUCAGUGGGGACCAGUUGGCUGGCUGUUGCCUUGAACUUGUCUUCCUCUUUGAAAUGGGUUUCUCCUCCUGAAGUCAUCAGGUUUUGAAUAGCACUUACCAUAAUUUUUUAGGUGAGGAUAGUUUUCAGCGCUGGGUCAGUGGGAAAAACUCCAGUUCAACUCUGUUGCCUCCACAGUAGAGCAUGGAGUUGAAGCUUCUUGGAGUUUUCCUCUUUCUCUUCCCCUGGUUGGCUGGAACCAUUUCAUCAUUUCAUACUUGGGUCACUACACUGGUCUUUUCAUCGGCUUGCUGCCUCCAGUUUCCUCCUUCACUCUGCUGUGGGCAAGAUGACACAUCACUUUAAUUAUAACAUUUCACCUCCUGAAGCAUCUUCAGACACUCUGCUACUUUGAGGAUAAAAUCUAAAUCCUUUUGCUGGGCAUCAAGACCACUCACCAUCUGAAAGGCCCAUCUUUCCAGCUUCCUUUCCUACAGAUUCCUCUACCACCCCUCCGAGGCCGGAGGAGGGGCACUCCCUCCCUUUGAGGUAUUUUACACUUUUCUGUGCUCCUAGCAGGGCAUCCCUUUUCCGUACCCACCCUAUCUAGAACCACUCAAUGAAAAAAGCCAGGCUCACAAAGACACAUGCCACACGAUUCCAUUUGUAUAAAUUUCAAUAAACAAAACGAACAUAAGUGCUAGUAAGUGACAGUACCUGUGAGUGGUGGUUUCACAGGGUCCACGUACAAAACUUCGUCCAGCUGUACACAGCCCAUUUGAGCCUUUGGCUGUGUGUAAAUUAGACCUCAGUAAAACAGUGCCAAUCGUGUAAGGCUGUGGUGAGGCUUAAAUUAUAUAGUGUAGUAUAUAAAAUGCUGAGGGCAAGGCCUGGCAUGUGGGGGAAAUCCCAUCUCUUUUAGACAGAAGCAGUCGCUCUCAUUCUGAAUUGUAUAGUAGAUAAAUUCUUCCCUGACAAGACUAACUCUGCAAACAGACCUUGGAAGCUUUUUUUUUUUUUCAGCGUGUUUUUCACUUGACUUUUAUUGCCAUGUUUUGUUCAGUUGGUAUCUUUGGUUUAAUGUGGAUAUACUUGUUUUUUUUUUUUCUUGUUUAUAGUGUAAAUUUUUGAUCAAUAGAAAUAAUGGCAGUAGGGUGUGUUGUAGAAAGCUCUUAAUGGAAUAAGCAAUUCUCCCUUCCCCCAAAACAUUGUACAUAUCAAAAAGAACUUUAUCUUAAAAGUGUUUCAUACAACAAACAAGAUUUAUUUUCCCAAGUCAUCUAGUUACCAGAGAAGCAUCCAUAAAUGGUACUUAGUAGGAAGACAUAUGACUAAGGAAGACUUUCUUAAUUGAGCUGUGAAAAUGAAAUAAUAAACCAUUUUGCGAGAUGGCAAACUUCAGUGUAUAUAUUAAUCACCUGGGGAUCUUGUCAGUUCUGAUUUAGUAGGUCUGGGCUGAAGCCCAAGGUCCUGCAUUUGUAACCAGCUCCUAGUGAUGCCAGUGCUGCUGGCCUCAGAACCACACUGGGAGUAGAGCAGAGCUGGGGGUGUAUUCAGGUUCAGAGAUGGGACAUUAGGAAGGGCAAAACAAGAACUUAGCUCAUAAAAACCACCCCACAAAUUUGGGUGGGUAGUGACCUUGUGAACCACAUAUAUGUAAAUAUUCCUGAAAGAAUCUAUUCAAGAAAGUAUCAACUUGUGUUUUAAAGUUUUGAUGUUGUGUGAUUUUUUUUUUGUGCUAGUGGAAAAGACUGGUUGAUUUCAUUAGUUUGUUUUUGUUCAUUCGUUUGUUUUUGUUCCCUCUUGCAAAUAAUAUAUCAGAAAUGGUCAUGAAUUCAAUCAGAAUUUUAGGGAAAGAAAUUUAUUUGUGUGAAUGCCCCUUCUUUAAAGAAACAGUAACAACAUCAACAGAAAAGCCCCAAAAACUGAACUAAAAACUACCAUCCUGCCCAUUUGUUACUGUAUUUAAUGCAUCAUACUUGACAAAGUUGCUACCCUGUGCCAUAUUCCACCUGAAGAGCCAGUUUCGCCGGUGUUCUGUCUGCUCACUUAACCAUGAGUAGAUUUCCAUUUCCCUCCUCUGAACUGGGGCCUCUUUCAUUCGCUUGUUCCGUUUUGCCUAUCACAGUCUUGACUUGGUAGAGGAUUUUAUUCCCUGUCAGUCUUCAACCUCUGUUAGCCUAUGAUUUGAAACUGAGAAAAGUCCAAGUUGGAAAUUGAAAACGAGAGCCCGAUUCUCUGAGGCUGGGAAAGCCUCUGAGGACUUGGCCCGAGCACCGCCCGCCACCAUAACAGGUUAACAGGAAGAAUGUGGCUCUGCCUGCCGGCUCCUGGGCACAUUCCUUUCUGUUUGGGGACUGAAGUACUGGACACACACAUUAUUAAAUUACUUAAUGAAGAUUUUGAAGCACACCUCUAAUCCCUUUGAAAAGGCCCUUUGAGCUGGAGAAGGGUGUGUGGGCAGUGAGAGAGAGGCGCCUUCACCCUGGUGAACAGGGCCCCUUAGAAGCUCCCAGGGUGCGAGUCAGCAGCGUUCCAAGGCUGACCAUUACUUUCUGCCCUGAAUUGGCAGAAGAGACUUAGGGGAAAGUUCUUUCUAGGGCAGGACCCUUCACCGGGGGAAGAUGUAGGGUUUAGGCUCCAACCUUGACUCAGCAUUGCCAUUUACCAUUUUGGCACAGGACCUUGUUGAAGCCAUGACUAAGGGCCUCCAGGUGGUGGGCUGUCCUUUACAGGUCCUGAUCACAGUUAGGGAUGCAGCUCGGACUGAUAAAAAAGGGCCUUGGGCUCUGUCAGAAAUGUGUGUAGUUGAAUUACAUAGGUGAUUCUGAUAAUAAAGAUGUUUUUGUGUUCCCACUACCCUCUUAUUGGGAAGAUGUCUGCCUUAGAAAAUAAGAGAACAGGCUCCAAGGCUGGGUGACCAGGAACUCAUCUCUGGCAACAAACUCCAAUAGCCUUUGUCUUUAUCUGUGGUAAUAAUAAUUAUAAUAGUCCUAAUACAUUCUGGGGUUAUGGUGGUGAUUGAUUGAGAAUGUAUAAGGAAAGACUAGAUAUUAAAGCAUUAAUCACGUGUAACUGUCUGUAAACAGCGGUUUUGUAGUUUUUUGCUUUUAGUAAAUAGGCUCCCCCGUGUGAUCAAUACUAAACUGACAGCAAAAGAGCAGUCCAUUCUUAUUAGACCAUGCUUGGGGAGAUAAGUUGCUGCUGGCUCAUGAAGGACACAUUCUUCUUGAUGUAGGGAGGUGGAAUGAGGAUUUAGGCGCUGUCUUCCUCCCCUUUGGGGUAGGGUACCUUGCUGUCUUUUGACAGAAUGAGGAUGAGAGGAGGUGGUAGGAAGGCGGGGGAGGAUCAGUGAUGAGAUGGCACUGGGGACAGUGGAGAGAAUGGUUGUGCAUAUGAUUUACGGUCUUUCUUUUCAGUAUACUACAGUGCUUAGAUGUGUAUGCAGAAAUCAAGAGUUAUCAGUGAUGUUUGAAAAUUAGAUGUUGCUGGCAUGGAACUUCCGUUUUCAUUGAGAACAGAGCGUGCUUAGUGACGUGUAUAUUUAGUACAGUAAGACAGUUGCAGAAGGAUGGCCCUGAUGGUGACAGUGAUAAUCCUAACCCUAGAUGCUCACUGGCUGGGCACAAGUACAGGAUCUCACUGGAACCUCACUAGGUAUCUGUUGUCCUCCUUUUAUAGUUGAGAAAGAGAAAGCUUAAGUAAUUUGCCCAAGAUCAUGUAACUAAUAACUGGCAGGGAUUUGAGUCAGGAUCUCCAAAGCUACAUCUCUUCCUAAAGCUAGUUUUAAAAUUUCAUUUCUCAUAUAUGGAGUAGCCCACAAAGGCUGUAUGCAAGGUAGUCUUCAGAAAGCUUACAUCUUCACCAAGGCACAUGAAACUGCAGAAAGAAGCAAUGUUAGGCGUUCCUGAUAAUAAUUAUCUGCCUGGAUGACAGCAGUCCUGCUUUAUGGUCACAGACCCCAGCUUUCUGCCAGAACAUGGCUCAGGACUCCUGAAAAUCAUCCCAUUCGGGAGCAAGUGGGUUUAAUUUCCUUUUCAUGAAAGGAAAGAUUAGCUUUCAUGCAAACACUUGGUCCAUUUGGCCAUUUAAUAAGAAGACUGAAGUCUCAUGUUCCAUAACUUUAUCAGCCUAAAAGUCCCUUUGUUGUAUCAUAAACACAUAGGCUGAAACCCCUGUCCUUCCAACUCAGAGCAAAUUCUGUUGUAUUAAAUAACCAUGCCAUGUACUGAAUGUUUUUACACUUAUUUAUUGGACUUGACUCCUACCUCCUUCCCGCAAAAAAAAAAAAAAAAAAAAUUAGCUGACAUUUCUACAGGGCCUACGACUAACCAGAGGGAAAGAGACUCACAUGUCACUGUUUGUAGCCAGCAGUCCAAAUUGUGAAAUAAACAUACUUUGAAAUGUGGUCAUAAAAUACCUCCUGUAUUUUAUGGCCCACAGAGAAAUGACAAAUGUUUGAGGUGAUAUGCUCAGAAGAGCAUAGAAGUGAUCAGGGUGGGUCAUUUUGUUAACCGUUCAAGGAUGGAGAUUCUGUGUUCAAGGAAUCAGAGGAAAUUGUGAAUUUAUUUGAAUUUCUGUUACUGUUCACUUGAUAAUUUUAUAGUUGUCUUAGUGGCCCUUCUAACAGAAUAUGCCCCUUUAUGAAAUAUUACCACCCCUGCCCCGUUUUACCCUGAUUUGAUCAUUAUACACUGUAUACAUGUAUCAUAGUGUUACUCAGUACUCCAUAAUUAUGUUUAAUUAUCAUGUGUCAGUUUAGAUAAAAUUGUAGCAUGGACCAUUGACAUCAGUAUCACCAGGAAAUCUCAGGCCCACCCCCAGACAAUACUGAACGAGGAUCUGCGUUUUGACAGGAUAGAUAGAUCCCUGAUGAUCCCUUGUAUGUUCAAGUAUGAGAAGCACUGAUUUUUAUGGUACUCAGUCCCCCUCCAACUUACUGGUUAGGCUUAUAGAAUGGAGGCUUUAUUCUUUACAAAGUGUGUCAAGCUCUUUUAAAGCUAGGCUUUAGAGAACAAAAGUCCAAGUGUACCUGUUUAGCAUCAGGGCUGUUUUGCAUUUCUAGCAAAGUCUGACUUAUUAAACCUCCUAAUCGCUCCAUCUCAGUUUUUUCUGUUUACGUUGUAUUUCAUUUGCAAUGUGAAGCUAUUAGGAUGUUCCUUUUGUGAGGGAAAAGGAGGGAUAGAUUCCAUCUUAGUUCUCAUAAAAGUAUAAAAAUCAAAACCAAAUAAGCAUAUAUAAAGUCUACUGUAUGCUGGUGCGGUGGCUCAUACCUAUAAUCUCAGCACUUUGGGAGGUCAAAGUAGGAGGGUCGCUUGAGCCCAGAAGUUUGAGACUAGUCUGGGCAACAUAGUGAGACCUUGUCUCUAGAAAAAAUAAAAGAAAUUAGCUGGCUUGGUGGCUUGCACCUGUAGUCCUAGCUACUUGGGAGGCUGAGGCAAGAGGAUAGCUUGAGCCUAGGAGUUGGAAGCUGCAAGUGAGCCAUGAUUGUACCACUGCAUUCCAGCCUGGGUGUCAGAGCAAGACCCUGUCUCUAAAACAGAAUCUCCUGUAGAUGGCAUGGAGGAGAGAAGCCCGUGUGUAUUAUCCAGAACCCUCGCUCCCUGACGCCUUCUCCCCUGCCUUCAUCUUGUGCUCUUUAUUGGAGAAAAGUGUGAGGUGAACGCACAGAAAGGUGCUCCCCACUGUGGCAGGUUGAACGUUUGUUUUUGUUAAUUAAUGUCCAUGCAUUCUGCUCUUUCAGUAACUAGAUUUAGGUAACCUGGGCCUGUUUCCCAUCACUUCCUGGCCUUGUGACUGGGCAAAUAACUUUGUCUCCCUGGGCCUCAGUUUCCUUAACCCUGAAAUGAAGGGGUUAGAUUCCAGCGCUUUGCAUUCUCUGGCCAGCUCUUGAGCACCUGCGACUCCUUCCUGCUCUUCAGUUCUUCCUCCAUCCUGGCUGACUUUUGCUUGGCUCCCGCUGCCCCCAUUGGCCCCCUUAAACUCCAGAAGAGCAUAGAAGUGAUCAGGUGGGUCUUUUUGUUCACUAUCCAUUAACUUUUCAAGGAGGGAGAUGCUGUGUUCAAGGAGUCAGAGGUGAAAUUGUGAGUUUAUCUGAUUUUCUGUUCACUUGAUAAUUAUAUAGUUGACUUGGAAGUGUUUCAAACUGAAGAUAUUCCUUAAUGAAAUAUGACCUCCCCACUGCCCCAUCUUUAGGGAAUGGCAUUCACCAAAUCCUUUCAAAUUCAGAGAAAUUAGAAAACCUUGGAUCAUUUUAGUAUUAAAUUUAGUCUUAAAAUUGUGGGUGGUUGUCAAAUCAGACCUCGUCUAAGGGGACCUCAUUAGGCAGUUCUCUAUAAUGGUGACAGGGUGGCUUAAAAUGUCUUAACUAAAUGCAAAUUAUCUCAGAGCCAAAAGUUGAGCACUUGAAAGCCAAUGAAAUAUCUAUUUAAGGAGCACAGAAGGAUGUCAGAGAAGGAUCCAAAGUCCUGAUUUUUUUGUUACAUUAUAUUGGGGUAGAUUUACUGCAAGCCAGAGGAUUCUUUACGUAAUUAACUCCCAUUUGAAAAAAUAGCAAACAAUAAAACUAUUUUUUUUCCCUUUACCUUUGGUAUAAAUAGAACUAAGCCAUAGGUUGGUAUGUUUAGUAAGUAAUAGGUAUUAAGUAAGUAAUAUGUAUUACUUACAUUUUACCAUAGUUGAAGUGUGAACUUGAAAUAUUUUUAAAGCACAGUCUACAGUGGUAAGAACUUUUCUUUGCUGCAGUUUUAGAUUACCUAGGAAGAAGACAGUGACAUCCUGGAAUGAUUGUAAAUUGGUGCUUGAAACCCUGGAAGUGAACUGUUUUCCAGUGGCAGGAUGAUGUGAGGUUCAAUACUUCUCCCCUUUGAGUCUUAGAUUUUAAAUAGUCUAAUUCCAAAAUAUUUCCUUAGGCUGGACACGGUGGCUCAUGCCUGUAAUUCUAGCACUUUGUGAGGCCAUUGUGGGCGGAUCACUUGAUCCCAGGAGUUCGAGACCAGCCUGGGCAACAUAGGGAGACCCUGUCUCUAUAAAAAAAACCAACAAAAAUUAGCCAGGCGUGGUGACAUGUGCCUAUGGUCCCAGCUAUUCGGGAGGCUGAGGUGGGGCCAUCACCUGAGCCUGGGAGUUUGAGGCUGCAGUAAGCAAUGAUCACGCCACUGCACUCCAAUGUGGGUGACAGAGUGAGACCCUGUCUCAGAAACAAAACAAAACAAAAAAGCCCCCAAAACAAAAUGCUUCCCUUUAUUCUUGAGGCAUAGUUGAUGUUUUAAUGGUGUUAUAAACAUAAUUAUUAUCUUAUAUAGGCUGUGAAGUGAUUGCUUAUUGGUUUGGUACUAGAAACCAUAUACCUUUAAUUAUGUUUGAUCAUGUGAGACCCAGAAAUGCCUCCUGUACACGCCUUUACCAUUUCUUGGGAAGACAAUAGGGGCCUGCCAUCACUGUGAAGCAAUAAAGUGUAAAGGAUUGGAAAAUAGGGAUUGGGAUUAUUGAAACUGGAAAAAGUGAGGGAGUAAUUUAAAUUCUGUUUUAGUUAUUAAAAGUCUGGUUUCCUGACUGUGCUAAGUAUUGCAGAAAGACAAAGUGUGAGACAAAAUAUUUAGAUCUUCAGGAGCUUACAUUCAAGACAAGGUUAACCUGAUGCUGUAGUUCUGGUUGUGUUCCUCCAAGAGGCAGGAGAGGAGAAUUGGAGAUAUUCAGAACAUGUUUGGGAGGAAUGUAGUAAUCAGGGCACCCUUCUGGUUUAAGUUGUCUUUUCUGCUUCGCUGCUAUUCAGAAAGUGAAAAGCUUUGUUCUGGAACUUUGAGAUAUAGAUGGGUCUUUUGCUUUUAAUAAUUUAAGGUAACUCCUUCAAAGAUAUUGCAGGUCUAGUUCACAAAACAAAUUGUACAGUGAGCUGAGAGCAACUUUCUCUGUCCUGAGUUUUGAUGAAGUUGUUUUUUUUAAAUCAUGAUCAGGAUACAGGUCCUCAAUUAGUUUGUCUGGAAUUUAGUAAGCGGAGUGCUGGAGAUUGGAGAUCAGAGUAGCAUGAAGAUUGAAUAAGAUGGGGAUUGCACAUUCUGGUUUACCCAGUUUGGAAGAGUAAUGCAUAGGUAAUAUACAGGUUGUGUUGAUGGGUGAGGAUACAGAUGUCACAGUUUGUGAGAAUUCAAGUGUAGUGAUUUAUUUCAUUUAAUCUACUGGCAGAGCUCUAAUUUACUUAUGGAGCUGUAGAAACAAAAAAUUUCUAAUAGGGCUGAGUGCGGUGGCUCACGUCUGUAAUCUCAGCACUUUGGGAGGUCAAGGCGGGUGGAUCACUUGAGGCCCGGAACUCGAGACCAGCCUGACCAACAUCAUGAGACCCUGUCUCUACUAAGAAUGCAAAAAUUAGCCUGGCGUGGUGGCACACAGCUGUAAAAAUAUCUCAGCUACUCAGGAGGCUGAGGUAUGAGAAUUGCUUGGACCUGGGAGGUGGAGGUUGCAGUGAGCCAAGAUCGAGCCACCUCACUCUAGCCUGGGCGAUAGAGUGAGACUCUGUCUCAAAAAAUAUAUAUAUUUUUAGUAGUUUUUGCUAUAGUUUUAUGAAAGUAACAAGACUAGUAAAAUUAUAAAACAAUUGGCCUUUAUGGUCUAAAGCGUUCUUAUUUAUAGCCACCCAGAAUGUAUCAUCUGCUAGUCUCCACUCUGCUGUCUGUCCUUUCCAUCAUCCCUCUUGGGCGCCCUACCUGGCUGGCCUGCCCAGUAAGUAUGGCACCAGGUUUCCUGUUCUGGGCCUCUGGCUGCUUUGUACUUCUCCAUUCCUGGAGGUCUCUGGACCUUCAGCUGCUCAAAAUUCAAUUGCACCAACUUUGACUGAAGUGCACUGCUGAUGAUCCUUCUCUUUGUGAGCCUUGCCUCUUCCCUAUGAGCUACUUUCUGCCUAGACCUCCUCAUGGUGCCGUGUCCAGAACGUGGGAGCCACCCGGCUAGGAAACUCAACACUGCUGCCCUCCUAGCAGUAGCAGCAAGCUACAGCUUGCCCCCUUUCAAGGUGUUUGACCCUGUUGGAUUUCUCAUUGCUCCCCUUCUUGCUUUGUAUUUUUUUUGGCAGGAAGAGUCUCUUUUAUUUCUGAGCUGAUUUGCAGAUCAGAAACGAUGGACCUCUGUUGAACUCUGAAGCAGUCCUCCCUCUCCACUUGGGACUGCUAGUCCUCUUGCCUUUGGUAUAAAGGGGUCCUCCAUCUGUCCCCAGGCCCCAUCCUCCGAGAGGCCUUCCAGAACCUGAGCAUUGUGUUUUUCUUUUUCAAUACUUUAGUACCUUAGAAACCAGAAAGUGAUAAAUGAGGAGAGUAGGUAUGAAGUAGAAGAGGAUUUUGAUGGCCAGCUCGUAAAGUGUAGCGUUAAGUGAAACAUUGUGAUGUGAACAAUUUGGUAUUUUUGAAAGUCCUAAUGCUACUUGUACCAGGUGAAAUGUUUAAAUCUCUCUCAAGCCCCUAGCAUUUUGAUAUUCUUAAAAAAGAAAAAAAAAGCCACACAGAAGGCAUUAGUCCAGCGUGGUAUGUUAUUGAAACUGGAACGAUAUUGCAGCAUAUCUCCACAUCUCCCGUUGACGGCAAAGCUGAGCCAGUGAAACAGGUGUGAGCCUUUGAGACUGCUGGGAUAACCCAUGCUGUGGAGAUGGAAAACUAAACUUUUGAGUGAGUUUUCUGGUUUAUUGGGAUUCAUCCUUGGUAUAUCAGCAGUUGUGGUUUCAAGGUUCCAUAUUUUAGUUCUUGUUCCACUUGAUGGAACACUUGACAUCUAUCCUCUUCUGUAACUCCGCAAGAGGGGCAUUUGGUUAAUGGUCAUUUUGGAAAGAAAGCUAUUUUGGGGACAGUAAUUGCCUGGAGUCUUUAUGUAAGAAGAGACCGAAGAGUCUUAGCAAGGAGAAGGUUUCUGUUUGCGGCAUUUGGCCCAUAGUAUAGUACACAUUCCUGUUGUGUUGUUUUGUUUGCAUCAUUGGGCUUAGAUGUUAUUAGAUAUUACUAGUCUAAUCCAAUUCCUUGUUCUUGGAGAAUAGGUUUCUUGUUUAUCUGAAUGGCUUUUCUUUGCGUCACUAUGCCAGAAUAGUCAUUCUUGGACAGAAAUGAUGGUUUUAAAAUCUCUCUUACAUUUUAAGACCUGCUCUAGGGGUUGUAAAAUAGUACUGCUGUUAUUGGGAGGAGUUGGGUAGGGGCCACAGCAGCAGGGAGAGAGAGGCUCCCAUCGUACAAACUUGCAGACUUUUAUUAAAACGUAUUUAUUGAUUGCAAAUUAUGUCAACAGAGUGAGGCUUUGGUAACUCUUCAAGUUACUAGUGUUUCCUUCUUUGCAUAGUUGUUUCCCAUCACCCUUUAAACAUCUGCUGCUUCUGGUCUUGUCCAGUCAUGCUUGAGUGAUCAGCCCCAGAAGUCUGACAGCUCUUCCUGUCUUGACUCAGGACAGUCCAGGACAGCUGAGCUCCCUGCACUGAAACAAUGGGACUCCUGAAAACUGCUCUGCUGUUGACAUGAGAAGCACAUUUCCUCUUUCUUAACUUCCAGAAAGUUACUGUGGUGGCUUUGAAAUUUGUUCUGAAACAAUAAGCUCAAAGGAUUCUGUUAAUCUAUUCUGAUUAAUUUAGGAGGCAGCAGCAUUCAUUAUUUGACUUAUGUUAGUGGUUAAUUAACCAAAGUAGAACAUGUUCACUUUUUAUAAAUUAAAUGCUGAUAGAGUAACAAAGACGAAAUAUUUUACAACACAGAUCCUUGAAUUUGACUCUGAAAUAUUCUGUUAUUUUGCAGCAGUUUCCGGUUUUAGUGACACUUACAUACUGUUUCUAUUAUUAGCAAGUUUUGAAUUUAAGUAACUUGAAAUGGAUAUGAAAGUUGUUUCUAUAAAUAAUACAGACUGUACUCAUGUGAGAGUUUUUUUUCUUUAAUUUCAUUGUUGGCCUUGAUUGGGGAGAAGAUUUAUAUUUUAUGCCAGUCUUUUCUUGUUUAGAAUUGGCAAGAAUUGGAUUGAGUUGUAUUAAACUGUUUAUGUGAAUAGAUAGUUACUUUUGAGAUGUCUUUGAAUGUAGAAUAUUCUUGCAGCCAUUUCUUGAUGGUCUGCCUUGACUGUCUUAUGGACAGUUGGCAUCAGUGACACUUUCAUUUAUUUACUUAUUUAUUUUUUUUUAGACAGAGUCUCGCUCUGUCGCCCAGGCUGGAAUGCAGUCGUUCGAUCUCAGGCUCACUGCAACCUCUGCCUGCUGGAUUCAAGUGAUUCUUGUGCCUCAGCCUCCAAAGUAGCCGGGAUUACAGGCAUGCACCACUAUGCCUGGCUAAUUUUUGCAUUUUUAAUAGAGAUGGGGUUUUACCAUGUUGGCCAGGCUGGUCUUGAACUCCUGACUUCCAGCAAUCUGCCCACCUCGGCCUCCCAAAGUGCUGGGAUUACAGGAGUGAGUCAUCACUCCUGGUCAAUCAGUGACACUUUUAAAUCACUUGUGUCCUUGACUCUUUUUAUGUUGUCUUUAUGAGGGACAGGCCCUUUAUUCUACCAAGGAGACCUCCAUAGUUGCUCAUUCUGAAUUCUUUCAGGAAGAUUUGGUUGAGGGUUGUUCAUUAGGCUGGGGCCUCUGCCGGGGUGGGUUGAGAUUAGAUGGAUAACAGGAAAAUAAUCAUAGUGCUUCCCAGCCCCUGUAAGUGAGGGGUCUUCUUAGGAUAACUUUUUGGCUUGGAGUAAAUGUCCCCCCCAAAAUCUUAAACUCAGUUUAAGGGUGAAAACUUAAAUAUAAUUUGUUCCUGGACUUUGGGAUUCUGUGAACAUUUGUUUGCUUCUGUUAGUGAUGGUUAUGGAGGGUUUAACCGCCCACAUUUUCACUACCUUUUUAGCCCAAUAAAUGGAAAAAGAAAAGGUAGGCAGGGAAUUUUGUUCCACUUAAAACAUCAGUUGGCCUGUUCGGAUUCAGGUGACUCAAGGUUUGGUAAUGAAGCUAGAGAAGUCUUGUGCAGAUACACUCAAACUUCCUGACUGUGCAGUUCAGGGAAUUGUAAGUAGAGCCUGAGCAAGGAACACCUUGAUUGUUGGAGAGGAAAGGUGGAAGAUGAGCACUCCCUAAUCCUCCUCUACUCAGUUUCUUUAGGGUUAAAUGGGCAUUUAUUUAAAUGUAGGAUUCUGCUUGCCUGAACUCCCAAGGUUCUGUUAAUUGAAUUGAAUCCUUUCUAUCCUGGGCUUCCUCCCGCACCAUAGCAGAUGUGAGGAUAUGGAGCAUAAUGCAGUAGUGCUCUGUACUCUGUGUUAUGCAAUUUGAAAAGUGCCGUUCUAGCCCGAAAAUGUUAGUGCAUUGACUCUCUUUCACAUGAAAGGCCUUAAAGUUUACCCCUGGAAGUCAACCUAGGGUGGCACAGAGGCAGAGACCCAUUACCACCAUCAACCCUCUGGCCCUUUUAAAAGGUGGGGAGAGGCUACUGUGAACACUGAAGACAGCACUUUAGUUGGAUGGACUUCAUAAUUAAUGUCUCAUUAAGUGAAGACUUCCGUUUCAUUUGGCUUUCCAGACCAUUCGGUAGAAAUGCAGAGGAAUGGAGGGAGAACAGUGCAUCUCAGUUGGCAGGCAGGAAGAGCAGAUGUGGAAGAAGCAACAAAGAUUUUCUCCAAGCACUUGAGCCGUGCUUUAGGUAUAGAUGGACUGUCUUUGGGGCCAUCCUAGUAAUCAACAUGGUUAAUGGCAGCUUCUCUCUCUGUCCUUGAGUCUUUUAGCAAAAAUAAGUUUUUAUUUGACUCCUCAAGCAAGGGUACCCAGCCUUGGAGAGGAGAUGAAAUUAAGAUAAAUCUUUAUUUUUUCUUAUUUGUAUUUGAAGGGGAAGUUUAAAACUAGUCAUGUAAAUAGCUGUUUGGCUUAUCUGGACUUUCCAGUCAUUUUUGUUUUCCUUCCUUUCACGGAUAAUCAAUCUUUCACUAUCUGUUCGUAUUUGCUUCUUAUUGUGGUCUCCUGCUCCGCCCUGCCCACUCCCACUUUUUUUUUUUUUUUUUUUACUUUGUUCUGAGCCCUUCUCAGGCAGAGGAGGUCAGGCAGGUACACGUGCCUUUGGGAAGAAGGUGGUGGAAAAAUAUGGAAUAAUGAGCCCUUCUGACUUUGGAUUCAGCAAUUUAACAUUGGUGCAGUAGGUGGAGUUAUUCUUGGAGUCCCAGUUUGAAGAUUGCUGUGCAGAAACCCAUCUGUGCUGCUGGUUGCCAACAUUUCUGGUACAAAUAUUGUCAUUUGCUCUUGAGGCAAUCUGCUAUUUCAGUCCUAGAUGCAGUUUUGUAAUAUGCUGGGUAAAAUAGCAGACAAAAAAUAUCUUAAGUGGUGGUAUAAUCUUCAGUUUAAAAACACUUUAGCAAUGUUUCCAGUAGAGGAUUGUUCAACGUGUCUCCUUUCCUUGGCUGUAAACAUAAUCUAAAUUCAUUUUUCCUCGUUUGCCUGAGCCACGGUUCCCUUGUGCUGACUUUGCAUGUCAGUAACUUCCGUACCCAUCAGAGAGGAAAGACAGAGGGGCAGUCUUGUGCAGGUAAAAGGUUUAAGUAGUAACAUUUCCUUAAGAUUGCACCCUGUAGAGGUUUAGCAUUCCAUGAUCAUUCUGUUGAUAAGCAAAUGAGAAAUGAGUAACUUGCUCAAAAGUUACUUGGUUACAAAAAUUGUCAAAACUGAUACUACACACUAUUUCCCAUUUGGUACCUUUUAUCCCUACACACUAUUUCCCAUUUGGUGCCUUUUAUUCCAGACUGCAAGAGUCAUAUCUUCUGUGCAGGCUGCUGAACAGCUUCACAAGGGGGUGCCUCUGUUGCCUGUGAGGAGUAGGUGUUCUUGAUGGGAUUGGGGUCUCCCUGGAAACCCGGGGAUGGGACUGUGCCACCAUUUUAUUGGGCUUUUGUUAUUAAGCCCUUCUUAGAGAGAGAAAGCAUAUCCUGUAGGAAGUAGUAUGUUUCCUUCUGUUUCUGUGGCUUUCUCAGUUUCUUCCCAUCUUGAUGCAUAGUGAGAAAUCCAUUUUACAGUAUGACUCAGUGCACAUAUGCACACAAUGAUAGAAGAGUUUUACAAAAUAGUACUGUGCUUAGCCAUUUAUGUAAGACUGUUUUGUUAUUAUUUACAGAAAUGCUAGCCACAAUCCUCUCAAUUGGUUUCACUAUUUUAUGGAUUGUGAUCCAGAGUUUUAGCCUGAGGGCUUUCCCACAUUCUUUCAAGACCUUUGUGUCAUGGCAGCAGCCUUGAAGUUAGGGGAAACAGGUAGAUGAAUCCAUAUAUGGAGAAUUGGCCAUAUAUGGGAAAUGAGGAGGGAGUUCACAGGUCAGUCACUUGAACACACAAUGAUUUGGGCUGAGCCAGUUUUUAAGUAGCCCCUCUCUGGAUUGGUCUCAAACAUGGAACUAGUUAAACUUACGUACUAAAUCAAACAGACCCAAAAGACACCGUUUGUUUUUUAAGUCUUGCUGGCACAGACUAGCUAGGAUAGGGUUUUUCAUCCAUCUGGACAUCUUGUCGUUUAGCUUUUGUAUACAACCCUUGAAAAUGGGCAGCUGCUGGGUCCACUUUCCUGGAUGAGGUUUCUUGCUUCUUUCUUUUGAGAUUAACCUGAGUAGGGCUCACCUGAAUCAAUUAUUUCCGCAGAAGCUUUCAUCUCAUGAAAGCGCAUUCCACUUUUCAUGUCUUCAGGGCAAAUACGAAUUGCACUUCCACCCUGAAGUCAGAACUGUAAAGGAAUUUUAGGUGUUAUCAAUGUUUGAUAAGAAGUGAUUACCCUUUCUCUGCAGAGCUGGAACAGCUGAAGCUGGUGUGAUCUGGCUGGGAGAAGGCUGUGCUCUGGAAUAGUGUCCUUUCCACUGAGUCCCUGACUUGCCUGUUGGCAUAUGGAGCAGUAAUCUUUUCAAAACUCCAUUGUGAAGUUGGCUGUGUGUGUGUGUGUGUGUGUGUGUGUGUGCGCGCGCGCAGAGGAAAUACUUACAUACUAAAGGGGAAAGCGGGGGAGGAAAAUUCCAGGAAAUUGCAAGGUGAGGUUGACAUUCCUUAUUCUCUUAACUCUUGCUUCUGUUUUUCUUUCUGAAAAACAAUGAUGACUUAAAAUUUGAUCCCAGAACCAACUGGCUUUUUAUCCGUAAGAUUACAGUUGUGUUUUUUAGACAUCCUUUCAUAAAUAUCUAAUGAAUUGCCUUUUAUUAUUUGGUGUUAAUGACCAAAAGUACCACUAACAUAGUGUUUCUCAUACUUGCCUGUCAUAUAAGAUACUUGUUAAGAAUAUUCUGGGACUUCAUCUUCCUCUUGUUAAAUCAGAAUCUACCUGGAAUAACAUAGUUACCUUAUUUUCUUAGAAUAGUAGAACUGAAAAGAAUCUUACACAUGAAAGUAGUUCAGGUGUUCCCAAACCUGGCUCCAGUACCAUGACUGCUUUAAUAGAUUGCCAAGCUGCGCUUCAUACCUAGUGAAUCAUAACAUCCGAAGCUUCCUAGAAGAGUCGGACCAUUAGACUGGAGGGAUAACUACUCGCUUAUUCGGUUGCCUUCAGGAAAGGGGAAUUUAUGUGCUUGGUUAUUGGGCUGAUUAAUAGCAGGACAAGAAAUCUUAUUGUCUCUGUAGAUUCAUCCAAAUAAUAUCCAAAUAUAUAUAUAAUGUUUGUUUGAGAUGGGGUCUCACUUUGCCCCCCUGGCUGGAGUGCAGUGGCACAAUCACAGCUCACUGCAGCCUCAACCUACCCGGGCUCAGGUGAUCCUCCUACCUCAGCCUCCUGAAUAGCUAGGACUAUAGACACGUGCCACUGCAUCUGGCUUUUUUUUUUUUUUUUUUUUUUUUUUUUUUUUGCAUUUUUUGUGGAGAUAGAAUUUCUCCAUGUUGCCCAGGCUGGUCUUGAACUCCUGGGCUCAAGCCAUAUGCCUACCUUGACCUCCCAAAGUGCUAGGAUUACAGGUGUGAGCCACCAUGCCCAGCCCCAAAUAAUAUUUACAUUUCAGGUACUGACUAGGUAGGUGAGUGGGGGCAGUUUUGAGAUGGGUGAGCAAGGUCUCUCUGCCUUGGAGGUAUAUGUGGAUUGUUAUUCAGCCUUUCUCAAGGGAUGAGUUUUAGAGAGUGGAAUUAGACUCACUUGAGGAGCUUUUUAUUAAAAAAAAUUCUAAUACCCAUAUAAGACUGCAAACUUAACUGAUAAAUGUUUGUUCUCACUGCUCCACCAACCUGCCAUUCCCCAUCUGUCUCCCCCUCUUCAGGGUUCCCUAUCCCUGAGACAAAACAAUAUUGAGAUUAGGCCAUUAAAACCCCCACAAUGGCUUCUACAUGUUCAAAUAAAAGGAAGAGUCACACCAUCUGAUCUCACUCACUGUAAAUCAAAGGCUAGAAAUGAUUCAGCUUAGUGAGGAAGGCAUGUAUAAAGCCCAGAUUGUCCAAAAGCUAGGCCUCUUAUGCCAGUCAGCCAAGUUGUGAAUGCAAAGGGAAAGUUCUUGAAGGAAAUUAAAAAUGCCAUUCCAGUGAACACAAAUUAUAAGAAAGCAAAACAGCCUUAUUGCUGAUCUGGAGAAAGUUUUAGUGGUUUGUAUAGAAGAUCAAAACAGUCACAACAUUCCUUUAAGCCAAAGCCAUGUUCAGAGCAAGGCCGUAACUCUUAAAUUCUGUGAAGGUUGAGGGAGGUGAGGAAGCUGCAGAAGAAAAGUUUGAAACUAGCAGAGGUUGUUGGUUCAUGAGGUGUAAGGAAAGAAGCCAUCUCCAUAACAUGAAAGUACAAAGUGAAGGAGCAGCAAGUUAUCCAGAAGAUGUAGAUAAGACCAUUGAUGAAGGUGGCCACACUAAACAACAGAUUUUCAAUGUAGAUGAAGUGGCAUUCUAUUGGAAGAAGAUGCCAUCUAGGACUUUCAUAGCUAGAGAGGAGAAGUUAAUGCCAAGCUUCAAAGAACAGGUUGUGAUUCUCUUAUUAGGGGGGUAAUGCAGCUGGUGGCUUGAAGUUGAAGCCAAUGCUCAUGGACCAUUCAGAAAAUUCUAGUGCCCUUAAGAAGUAUGCUAAAUCAACUCUAUCUGUGCUCUGUAAAUGGAACAACAAAGCCUGAGCGACAGCACAUCUGUUUACAGCAUGGCUUACUGAAUAUUUUAAGCCCACAGUUGAGACCUACUGCUCAGGAUGAAAGAUUCAAAAUAUUAAACUGCUCAAUGAUAAUGUACCUCCUCACACAAGAGCUUUGAUGGAGAUGUACAAGCAGAUUAGUGGUGUUUUCUUGUCUGCUAACACAACAUCUGUUCUGCAGCCCAUGGGUCAAGAAAUAAUUUUGACUUUCAAGUCUUAUUAUUUAAGAAAUAUAUUUUAUUAAGGCCCAAGUUGCCAUAGUGAUUCCUCUGAUGGAUCUGGGCAAAGUAAAAUUAAAAAUCUUCAAGAAAGGAUUUAGCAUUGUAGAUGCCAUUAAGAAAUUUGUGGUUCAUGGGAGGAGGUCAUAAUAGCAAUAUUAAUAGAAAUUUGGAAGAAGCUGAUUCCAGUCUUCAUGGAUGACCUGGGAGGGGUUCAAGAUUUCAGAAGAGGAAGUAGAUGCAGAUGUGGUGAAAACAUCAAAAGAACUAGAAUUAGAAGUGGAGCCUGAAGAUGUGAUUGAAUUGCAGCAAUCUCAUGAUAAAACUUGAACUCAUGAGGACUUGCUUCUUACGGAUGAGCAAAGAGAGUGGUUUCUUGAGAUGGAAUCUACUUCUGGUGAAGAUGCUGUGAAUGAACAUGGUUGAAAUGACAGUAAAGGCUUUAGAAUAUUACAUAAAGCGGUGGCAGGGUUUGAGAGGAUUGACUCUAAUUUUGAAAGAAGUUCUGCUGUGAGUAAAAUGCUAUCAAACAGCAUCACAUGCUACAGAGAAAUUUUUCGUGAAAGAAAGAGUCAAUCAAUCAGGCAAAUUUAAUUGUGUUGUUUUAAGAAAUUACCAAAGCGAUCCCAGCUUUUAGCUACCACCACCCUGAUCAGACUGCAGUAAUUAACAUUGAGGCAAAGGCCCUCCAGCAACCGAUCACAACUCGUUGAAGGCUCAGAUGAUUAUUAGCAUAUUUUAACAAUAAAAGUUUUUAAUUAAGAUGUGUACAUUAUUUUUUUAAAAUAUGGCUAUUGCACACUUAAUAGGCUACAAUAUAAUGCAUACCUUUUAUGCACAGGGAAACAAAAAUUUGUUUUUACUUUAUUGUGAUAUUUGCUUUAUUGUGGUAUUCUGGAAGUGAACUUGAGGUAUCUCUAAGGUAGGCCUGUAUUUCAUACAUGAAGAAAGGCAUAGAGACCAAUAUAAUUAGUACCCAUAUUCUACCUCUCUGUUUUAGCUAUAAAUAUAAUUCUUCCCCUCCUUGUCCCAGAGGUAGCCACUAAUUCCAGAGUUUGUGUGUUGAAGGGCACCUUUCCUGCCAGAAGCCCGUACCCUGGCUGUGCUGAUAGAUGGGGUCCACAAAUUCUUUGUAGGAUCCCCUUUUUAAAAAAAGCUUUACAUAAAUGUUAUCAUUUAAGGUAAACACCAUUCUGUAACUUGAUUUUCUUUAAUAAAAGUCAGCAUGAUAUUUUUGAGAUGUAUUGUUCUUACAUGACCAGAUAUGGCCCCAUACUUAAUAGUUAAAUCAGGAAAUUGAAGCCAGACAGCUUGAAAACCUUCUUAAUGGAAAAAAAUGCAAGAAGUGGGUGGGAUAGAGUUUCUGUUGAAUUUUUGUAUAGAACAUUGUCAUUUGUGGGAAACUAGUUGAUUUGAAUUCUGUGUUAUUUUGAAUAGCCUAAUAACAGCUUAAUGAGGAUUAAUUGCAUGUUGUAUGGAAAGUUAAUUGUUUUAAUUUACUAUGGGUGUAGUUACUGCAGUUUGGUUCAAACAGGUGAAAGUUAAGAUUUGUAGCAUAAAACAGGAAGCAGAUGGGGGCUAAUUAAAGUUCUGUUGAUGAUAAAAGGAUGACUGAUCAAGGAGCGAGCAGCUGGUUUCUCAAUUUAAACACAAUUUGUACUAUUGUAUGAAGACAGCCCUCUGCAAGUUCUCAUGAGUAUCUUUCAAAGGUGAAGGCAUGUGUUCCAGCAACAAGUGUGAAGGCUGUUGUGGCCCUGUUUGUGCUCGCUCCCCUUUUUUGCCUUCAAGCAGUGUCACUUCAGGUUUUUCCAAAAAAGGGGGUUAAGGGAUCACAAAACCUGGCCAGAUUUUCAGUGAUGCUCUCUGGACACCUGUUGUGUCCCAGAAAAGUCUAAAGCUCUUUCUGUCUCCAAGAAAAGUGCCCAAGCAUUUCAUUUCCUUUUGUAGUUUUUCUUACUUAUCUCAACUCCGUCUCUUGGCAGGCUUUCCAAUGUUGUUGCCCUGACCAUAACCCAAGAAGGCCCACAUCUAGCUAGCGGAAGCGCCGGGUAUUUAAGUGUGUAGGCGAAGGCUAAGCAGUGCUGUAGAUACUUUCCUGGAGCCUCACCUUGUUCUUCAGGGUCUUUGAGCUUCUGGCCAUGAGAUGUUAGGGACUUGAACUUAUUUUGCUUGAUUGUGUCCUGGAUGACUUUCACCUUCAAAUGACAGCAUCUUUUGUUGCUACUGCUAAUAGUGAUUGCGUAAACAUUGAGGACAAGUGUCCUCUAUGUGUUUUGCUUAAGGAACAUGCCAGCACUGGGUUUUCUUUGAAUGUGUGCAGGGAGGUGACAUGAGGUCAGAUGAGGUGUGCCUUGCUUGGAGCCAGGGGCUAGACAUUUGCUUGAGAUUUUGUGCCCAUAAUAUCUAAUAUUUAUAAGUGCUUUGUAGGAUUAUCUCAUUUUAGUCCUUACAAAAAUGCUUUGGAAUGGAAGUUGUUUAUCCCCAUUUUGUAGAUGAGGAGAUUGAAGCCUGGAGAGGUAAAGUGACUCAGCCAAGGUCUCACAUUUGCUAAGUGCCAGUACUGGAUGUAGAUUCCAGGUUUGUGUGACAGCAAGCCCACGCUCCUCAGCCACUAGUUUUGUGUAAAAUUGUUGUUCUCUUUCCCCGUCUCCUGCUUAAGGAAAGAUAUAUUGUUUCCUGGAAAAACAAAAAUGUUAGCAUAUAGUUUGCAAACUACAACUUAUUAUUUGGUUAUGCAGGUGUGUGUGUGUUGUAUAAACAUUAUAUAUAUUUCACUUGGAUAUAUUCCACUUGAUAGGAACUGCUUUGUUUUUGAAUGAAUAUAUGAGAAAGGAAAAUGCCUGGGUUUUUGUUUGUUACCCCAAUGUAGCAACAUUAUGAAAGGUAAAAUGCUCUUUCUUUAACAGCAGCAGCAAAAAAGACAACAUGCAAAGGUAAUCUACAAAGUAAAAAGCCCCAUUAUAUUCACCACCUGGAAGCAACAUUAUUGUAUUCAUCAAAAUUGUCUUGUAAAAGAAGUAAUUGACCAUACAGAGCUCGUAUAAUUGGUAAUAAAGAGCACCCUGUAUUUUAGUUGCAAAUAGUGUGCAAUAGGUUUCAGGGGUGUCAUGAUUGAUGUUCACUGUCAGGUGUUGUAAAUAAACUUUCCAAUCCCAGAUGGUGUUUUUGCCUAGUUAGGUUCUACACUGAUCCCACCACAUAUUACACUAAUGGGGAAACCUUGUGUACAGGUUCCUCAUCUUCCAAGCUCUAUUGUGGUGACCCUAGAAACUGCCUAUGUGCUCACAUCAUGGCUCCUAACAGCAUGAGGAGGAGUGUCACAGCCAAGGCUAGAGUGUUUUCCUGGCCUGGGAGAAGUCUUAGGAUUGUACCGCCCCCGCCCCCUUUUUUUUUCAUUCUGCUGCCUUCUCAGCAGUCAACUUCAGAAUCACUCUUCUCCUGUCUUCUUUCCCCCUUCUUUGCUUGUUCCUUCCUAUACCUUGCUUGUCUUUUUACAGAAGCAUUUAAGGAGAUGGAAAAGAUUUGGCCCAUUCUUCUCCUGUCAUAACUCUGCCUGUGUAUUUCUGAAGAUGAUGUUGACUGUUGGGGAAUGGGAUGUAGGAGAAAGAGGUCUACUGUGGGUCUUGCUUCGCACGGAGUAAUCCGACCUGGCGUGGAUUGUCUGGUCUCCUCCUUCAUCCAUCAAAGAGUAAGGCAUGGUUCAAUUACUUCUAGCAGCAAGUCCCACAGAACACCUGGGCUUUCUGAGCUACCUAGGGCAGGUGUGUUAUUUGGUAGGAAGUUUGGGCAGCACUGGGGCUUUCAGUGAGAGCCCCUCCUUCUACCUUGGCAUAAUCAUAAAAUCUCACCAAUACGUAGCCCUUUAUGCUUUUUGAAGCACUUAUACCCAUUACAAUUCUGUGGGGCAUUUAGGACAGACAUUGUUUUCCUACUUUAUAGACAAGAAAGCUUAGACAUAAAGGAUGUAAAAAUGUGUCCAGUCAGAAAGAUAGAGCCAGACUUAGAUUUUCUUCCUCAUUACCACCGUCUUGCCAUUAGAUCAGCAUUUUCCAAAAUGUGUGCUGCUGAACAUCAGUUUCAUGGUAUAGUCUGUCAAGAAGCGCGGGCAAAGAAAUGUGUAUGUGCGUGGAGGGGUGUGCAUGUGCAUGCAUGUGAUCCCACCAACAAAACAAAACAAAGUCUAAGGGAACAGUUUUGCUCUUGUUUGUUUUGUGUUGUUUUGUGUACUCAAGGCUCUAAAAAACUGUACAGUUAGGAAUCCUGUUUAAUUCUGUGUGGCCAGAGUGUCCCAAAGGUAUUUUUUCAGUGAAUUCAAAUCACCCUAAAAGGAACCAUUAUUUUGUAGAGCACAUGCCGAAGAAUGCUUUAGUAGGCCAUAGUGUGCUGCUUUGUCCUGAAGCUACUUUGGAGGUGCUACAGGAGACCUCAAUGGUUAGAGGAAAAUCUGAUCUUCAGGGAACUUGCAGGGAAGAGUCCAGAGGAUGCUGAUACACAGUCAGUGGCUGGGGAUGCUUUGGGAAUAAAGACUGUCCCGAAGGUGGAGUGGGAUGGGAGGCUGGCUGCAGGGAAUCUUUGUCAUAAUGUCACUAUAAGCACCAUGCCUCCAGGAUUUCAUACCGAGUAGGAAUUUAACCAGAAUGCACAAAAGUUCUCAAUCUACAGGAUCAGCAUUCUAGGACCAGUUGUCAGCUUUGUUAGGUAAAGCUCCAUGAACUGUAGCCUGAGUGACAGCUGCAGAGUUUAUUGGCUUAGGGAUGGACUUAAGAAAUUUGGACCCAGUACAGCCAGCAUGCUGCUGCAUCUUGGCCUGAAGUUUGACAAGGCACAUUCCCUGAGUGAGGCCAUCUGCAUCAACCCCCGCUCCACUGCCCUUUCUUUAGUACUUAAUGUUCAACUUUGCGUGCAAUUUUGCUUUUACUAGAUGGCAAUUGAGGGAAGGGUGGAAGAGAAGUUGGUGGUAAAGGUGCCAGUCAGUGGGCACAUUCUGCAUCCAUGUUCUUAAUCAGCUCUUCUGUCUUUUAGCAGAAAUAGAACUUGAUAAAACUCUUUUAUUUUGAAGUAAGUUUGUUCCAGCCAAGCAGAAAGGAUAAAUUAUUUUGCAUUGAUAUCUGAAACUAAGGAAGCAAGUCUAACCUCCUAAGAACUGGUCAUGGAUAUCACCCUUGAUCUAUCUUUUCUCCUCUUCUGUUCAUUCUGUUUCAUUCUGUUAUGUUCUGCUUGGCUCUGUUCUGUUCUAGGCAUUGAGUAUAGAUCAAAAAGUUCAUGUAUAAUAUUUUUAAAUCCCGACGACAAAAACUUUAGAUUAAUGGAGGUGAUUAGUUUACUUAGUUUGGGCUGGUGAGGAGAAUAAAAUGAUCCUAGUAGGAGGAGUGGCUGGAAGAAGUGCUAUGAAAUAGGAAAAGUUAAUAACCUAAGGUGUGGUGUUCCUGUCUGCAGGUAUCUGUUAGCUAUCCUCCAUAAAGUGGUUUUAUGUUCUUCUAAAGUGGACAGAGUAUUAGACUCUGUGACCCAUUCUACAAAAUAUUUGAACUGUCUGCUAAGGUUUCUUUGUUUGCUAGUAACUGUGAGUUUUAGACCCUGUCUUAAGUUGCAUGGCACACACUUGGUUUGUAACAGGAAGGAAAGGAAGCAGUUAGAGGUCAGGGCAUCUGGCUGGUGGAAGAAGAAAGGAGGAUGGGAUCUGUUGAGGGUAAGGUUAACAUCACAUAAAAUGUUUAUAAUCGAAUUCUGUUGUGGGGAGUGCUCAUCAACCUUUUAAAAGUUUUCAAGAAUUGGACCACUUGUCUUCUAGUAUGCAUGUGGGCGGGGGGUAAUCAUGCCUUUCACAUUGAGGAGGAGGGGUGGGUGGGUGGGGGGAGUCUGAUGCCACUGCAGCUUAUCCUCAUGCCCCUGCAGUACCCCACAGCCUUGGCCCUGAAUCUCCUGUGCAUCCACCAGGGUACUGACUAAUGCAUGAGUAUUUUGUUGCAGCUUUAUCCAUGUUUGUGUGGAACAAUCCAUGGUUACAUUGUAGGCCAUUAUUUCCUUUAAUUUCCUUUUAGCUGUUCAAAACAACCUGAAAGAUGUUAUAGUUGAGCCUAGACAAUGACAUCAAGGAACAAAAAUAAACCUUCAAAAUGUAAGAACCAAAUUUUUAUGCCAAAUCUUGUGAAUGAUGGAUAAAAUGUAUGAAAGCAGUCAGCUUCAUGGAGGGAGACUUUUAAAAUCUGUUUUCAAAACAAAUGGUCCUGGCCCCAGCAUCCUGCCCUCCUUUGGCUAUGAAAAUAUCAGAUUAUGCCGUAAGUUUGAAAACAAUCAAGUAUCCUUCAAGUCAUGAGACAGAAGCCAAAGCUUGAAUCGAAAACCCUGUCAUUUUCAGCGAGGGAGACAGGGAGGAGGGCCUGAAGGUAACUUGUUUCUGGAGGCCCUUCUCUCAGCACUAGCUGCAGCAGCUUCCUGUUAGGUGGGAGAAGCACCACAGCCAAGGACAGCAGCUCCUGGAGAUGCUUUUACUUAUCAAGAGCAAUGUAGAUGUAUGCAAAAAUACAGACACCCACUCACAGUUACAUUUGUGGAUAAUCAGAAAUAUCUUUCUGCUUUCCCAGCAGAGCCCAAACUCUCCUCCUAUCAUCCAGGUGGGAAGACAGGUUUGGCGCUUUGCUCUAGGUUCUGCAUUAUAACUUUACUCUGUUGUCCUCUGAUCUUCCACUGGCUGUCCUGUGAGUUGCAUGUAGGGUAAAAAACAUGCUGCUGUGUUAAGGCCCCACCCACCGUACCUCCUCUCUCUCUCUCCUCCCUUUCUGUGUCUAAACUCAUACAUGGCCAUACUGACCUCUUCUCUUUUCUCCAGACAUACCUUACUAGUGUUUUUAAAAAAGUUUCCUCACAAACACUAAUAGCUCAUAUUUAUCGGACAUUCUGCACAGUGGUCAGUAAGUACUGUUAGUAUUUCCUUCUUGCAGACAAGGGAACCAAGCCCAAAGAUCGCAAGCCAUUUAUCCAAGAGCACUCAGGCCGUAACUGGGUUUGAACUGGGCCAGUCUGGUUCUAGCACACAUGUUCUGCACCACCACAUAGUUUGUCUGUCAACAUUGGUUCAUGCUCUGCCCUACCUCAAGAAUUCCCAUCCCGUUUUAUCUAGCAAUCCAAGUCGUCCUUUGCUUCACGUCCCAAUUCCAGCGUAGGGCCUUUCCUUUCUUGUUUUGCGUGUGCUGCACCUUAACGUUUCUGUGUUGUCAGCCUUCCGUACAUAUGUGUAAGACCAUGGGAGGCAGGGAGAGCCUUGAGCCUUAAUGCCUACUUGUUAUUUCCACAGUAUACAGUAGGGGCUUAGUAAAUAAUUGUUCAUUGAAAAUUACAUUGAUCGGUAUUGAUUUGACCAAAUCAAAAGAUCCUAAUUUAUGUUAUUGAAAUGUGAAUGGAAAUAAAUUAACUUCUGAAAUUGUCAGUUGAUUGAAAUACUUUACAUUAGGUAGGCCCACAGAUUUUCCAGUGACAAAAAUGAAGAUAAAAAUUGAUCUUUGGUUUGUAUUCCCAAUAAAAAUAACUGACACAGGGUCCUUUGAGACCCUUCCUCCUUGGUGCCCUUCACUCCACCUACCCCCACCCCUGGCAAGUGCUCUAACACUGACUUGGGCAGGAUGAACUGGACAUGUUCAGUUCCAGUCCUGAUUCUCUGAAUGGUCCCUUAUUUAUUUAUUUUUGUCACCCAGGCUAGAGUGCAUUGUUGUGAACUUGGCUCAUUCCAGGCUCAACUUCCUGGGCUCAAGCUAUCCUCCUGCCUCUGCCUUCUGUGUUGCUGGGACUACAAAUGUGCAACACCACACCUAACUUUUUGAUUUUUUUUUUUUUAAUGUAGAGACAGGAUGGUCUCAUUGUGUUGCCCAGGCUGGUCUUAAACUCCUGUGCUCAAGCAAUCCUCCCUCCUUUGCCUCCGAAAGUGCUGGGAUUACCGGUGUGAGCCAACAUGCCUGGCCCAAAUGGUCCUUUUAAAGUCUAUCAUAUAUUUCUGUCAGAGACUUCAUGAAGAUAGACCUCAAUAUAUUGGAUAACCAUUUUAGUCUUCAAAGUAGCUAUAAAUUAAGCUAGGAAUAGCAAGCAAUUUUCGAACAAAAUAUUUCUUUAAAAGAGUUUUCUAGGUUUGGCUAUUUAUUAUGUGUGAUAGAUUUUUUAAAUGAUUAAAAUGUGAAACUUUUCUUUUUGGGGGUGGUAGGGUACCACUGAAGAAUGAUUGUUUUACACUUUGUUCAGUCAACAGCAGUUCUAAGUCAUCCAUUGCAAUCUUAACUAGGCUGUCAGAAUUUAGCUAAAUUAGUUUUCUCAGUAAUCAAAAUGAAAAUAAAUUGAAAUACCAGAGACUACAUGUUGGUUCAGAGAAAAGUGAUCUUUGAGAGUUGAAAUGCUGAAGUAAUCUGUUAGACUGACCUUACUGCUCAUCUCUUUGUUAUAUAAGUAUCUGUGACAGUAGAGCCAAUAAUUUCUAAUAAAAACCUUGCAUUUUGUUCUAGAAUAUCAUGAGUUUAUAGAAUAAUUCUCGAAUAUGCUUGAAAUUGGUAGCAUUCUUCACAUGUAUAAUCUGUUUUAUGUUUUCCAAACAUGUUCUCAUUUAAUCUUCACAAUGCACCAUUCAGUUAUUUGGUACGGAGACACCAGGGCAUCAUACAGCUCAGAUUCACACGCGCAGUAAUGAUCUAACUUGGACACAGACAUACACGCCCUGACUUCUAGUACUCUUCCUACUGGACCAUAUUGGCAACUUCGUAGUUUUAAGAGAAGUAGAGAAAAGGCAUCUCCAAAUGUGCUAAUACAUACAUUGUGGUGGAAAACUAACAGCAGGUCAGAGUAUCCUUUUUAAAAAUUUUUUAUUUUACUUUAAGUCCUGGGAUACAUGUGCAGAGUAUCCUUGAAUAGUAGCUUGGAAGAGAUAAAAAAACGUUUGUACUUGUGUGCAAGAUUCUAGCCACAAUAGUUGAUAUUCAGUUCCCUUUUGGAGGAAAUUGAAAGUGAAAACGCUGAAACAAUGAGGACUAAAAUUCCAAAGAGGAGUUUAAGGUGUACCAUCGCAAAUUAUUGGCUUGUGUGGGAGAUUCUAAUUUUCUGUUGGUUUGAGUCAUCCUAAAAAAUGGUUCAUUUAAUCAUUCAUUCCUUCUGCCUUUGCUAGUUUGCCCGAAGUUAUUAAGAUUAUCUUUGUGUUUUCAUCCUCAAACACAAAUGUGUAUUGCGCAUAGCCAGUGUGUUUUAAAAGAUCAAGACUUUUCUUAAAAUGAUGUCGAUAACUUCCAAAGGCAACUGUGAGGUUUUUUUGUUUUGUUUGUUUGUUUGUCGUUUUCUUUUGUUUUGGUCUUUGGAGGUUUAUAAAGAUAGUCUUGUCUUAACGUAUGACAACAAUAUCAUCCAUGUUUCCAAAAAAGACAUGAUUCGAACUGCAGCAUUAGAAUAAAACAUUUAAUAUUUAAUACAAGGAACACUGUCCAUAUGGUAAGGUUUGCUUAGUCAUUCAAGUGGGGACCCUCAGGUGGUUCAGGGAUCCCUUUUUUCCUACCUGACAUUCUCCCUUCUCUCUGGAGCCCAAAGAAUUCCUAGUGGGAUGUCCUCAAGUCAUCUAAAUGUGGUUCCAGGGCAGACUCAACUUGGAGCCUUCCAGAAUUCCUUUAGCCCAGGAGUGAUCUUGGGGAAGCACAUUCUUCCUGGGCUGGCUUGCUUUGACCUGAGACUGCAUUUAAGCUGAAAGUCCUGGUGGGCACCUCUGACACAGAUGUGCCCACAUCUGGUGGAGUGCCAGUGACUGCGCAGUGGUGAAAGCUGCUCUGCAGGCUUCUUUUCUGCUCAGUGGGUGCUGAGUUUUCAAACAGACAUGAACAUGCAGCUCUCAGCACAGGUGCUUCCACUGGGGUGGAAAUUUGGCCUUACAAAUAAGCAAAAUGUAGGCUUCAUUCAUGUUAGGUGUGUGCUGAUGGGGAUGUGUGGCUUUAGUGUGGGCACAUUGAGGAGGGCCAGGAGGAGUCAUGGAGGCUUUUUAGGUAUGUUAAUGAAAGCAGCAUUACUGAAACAUUUAUGUGAGCUGCUUUUGGAGUCCCCAAACACGCCUGGGCUUCUGGUGAUGCUGAGGGAGCAGCAGUUUGUGAGGGGGACCAUGUCUUUUGUAUUACUUAGAAGGAAGGUGUGGACAGCAGGGCUGUUGCGCAGCAGACCUACUGUGUCUUAGAGUGUAAUUGUGCUCUGCCUCCUCAGGUGGAUCCCUGAUGUCUGUGGGAAGCUGGGCCACAGCCCUGACUUGGGCUCAAUCUCUGUGAUGGUGGGAGUUUCUCUUUAGCAUAAACCUGGGCCCAAAUAGUUUUGCUAUUAUUGGGUCAACCCAUUUGGGAAGCUAUUUGAUUUGAGACAACCUUUGAAUAAUAUUUGGGUGGUAUAUAAACAAACAUAUAUAUUCGGCAGUCUCGAGUCGUUGUUGCAUUAGGCUUCCUAGACAGAGUAAUGGGCAAGCUGGUGUCAAGAUUCUACGUAAACCCUACAGGAAAACCCAACAUUGCAGGUAGUGUAAUUCAGAGUGUUACACUUUAUUGCAGUUUGCUGUUGUUUUUGUAAUCUGGAUUAUCAUAUCUAGGUCCCAAAAUAGAAAAAACACAUAAAUCUAGACUUGGUACUCUGUUUACUAAGAAUUCUUAGUAAACAGACUAUGCGAAAAAACACAUAAAUCUAGACUUUGUACUCUGUUUACUAAGAAUUCUUAGUAAACAGACUAUGUAUCCAAUAGAUAAAUUCUUCCCUAGAUUUUCCAGAUAGCAAACAUAUUUAGGAUAAAAACAGUUCUACGUAGUACAUGCUAUGGGUGGGAUAUUGUCCUAGGGAUUUUAAUCUGUCAAAGUUUCAGUGUUCUUGCUUCUGAAUUUAUAUCCAUAAAGUUUUUCACUGGCUUCUGUAAACAAUUCGGGAACAUACCUUGAAUAUACAUUUACCUAGCAUGAACAGGAUUAACAGGCUCAUCAAUGUAAUGCUGACAAAAUACUUUAAAAUUCACUUUAGUCCUUUAAAAUUUUAGAAAGCUUUAAAAUGGAUCAAAGUAUUGGUAUGGCUAUGCUUUAUUUUAUGCCUAAUUUAAAUUCUUCAUCAGAAGAGAGUAGAUCCUAAUGCGUUCUUUGUUUUUGGUUUUAACUUUGUUGUGCCUUAGUCUUCUGGUAGCCAAAUAGAUAAGGUAGUUAAUUGCGUUAUAAUGCUGUGCGUUUAUAGGACCACUGCAGAUUAGAAAAAUUGUAUGGCCUAUAAAACAGACAAAGAUUUUCAUUAGGAACAGCAGAAUUACUUCAGCGUCAAAUGAGUUUCCUCUUAAUAUUCUCCUGUGGUGGGGCCUUUUGCAUCUGAGACAGCCAUUAGGCGGAAGCAGCAAAAAGCAUGGGUAUUCCAGUAGUUAAUUCAGUCGAAGUUUCAGGAAGGCCCCUUUAGGUCACUGAUGGGCAAGAUGGGGGAGUUGUGGCUGUCUGCUGUGGAUUUGGCAGUACCUGGCCUCUGUGCCUCCCUGGGGAGGAGCUGGUGAGUGGGUUAAAGGGUCCCCAGGGGUAACUGCAGGCUGCAUCAAAACUAAAUCAAUCCUAGGGGAAACAAGCUCCACUUUGAAAUCCUUGGUAGCCUACAGAUCUCUUUUUUUAUUUACUUUUUUUAUAGUACUUUAAGUUCUAGGGUACAUGUGCACAAUGUGCAGGCUUGUUACAUAGGUAUACAUGUGCCAUGUUAGUGUGCUGCACCCAUUUACUCGUCAUUUACAUUAGGUAUAUCUCCUAAUGCUAUCCCUCCCCCUUCCCCCCACCCCAUGACAGGCCCCGGUGUGUGAUGUUCCCCUUCCGCCUACAGAUCUCUUCAAACAAGGCAUUUAGAAGAAUUUUAGCUAGAUGAAAUUUAGUCUCUGGAUAUCCACCACAGGGACCUUAUUAGCUAGGGUUGAUGACAUUCAUUUGAGAGCUGGCCUUGUUUGGGUUGUGUGGUAUCAUUAAACCCAAGCGUAUGACAGUGUGAGAUAGUUUCUGUUUUCCAGGCUUUGCUUAAAUAGGGGUCCACAUUAGCACCUGAUACAGAGGGGUUAUAGAAGGAAAGUGAUUAAGAUGAAUGCCUUGUGAUCUGGAGCUGGUGUCUAAGGGGAUUGCUCGUUUCUGCCUCACCUGGAUUGUUUUGGGAUUUGUCUUUUUGGGGUAGUUUGUUUCUGAUAGUGCAUAGAGCCCAUAGUAUUGAAUGGUACAGGAGACUUCCAUUUCACUUCCUGAAAAUUAAAGGGCUUUGCCCUUCCUUUCACAAAACUGUAGAUUCCUUUAAUACAGGGUUCUCAUGUGGGACACAGUGAAAUUUUGUAGUGCUGCUUUUUAAUUACUACCUUCUGAAAUGCAAAAGCUUUGGUAUGGUGUAAUAUCAUUAAGUACAUUUUCUGUUCUGUCCCUGAAGGGGUUUUCUUCAAUCCUAAAUGUAUGAGGUUAUUGGCUGAAAUGUUACUCUGAAAUAUUUAGACCUUUGGCUAAUAAAGAUCAGACAAACCAGAGAACAUCCUCCGUUGUAAAGCUUUCUGCCCCCGGUCUUGUGGGCUAGUGGUGGCCCCCUUCUUCCUUCUUUGUUCCUCAAUACCGUAGUCCCAUUUACUUGUAACGCACCUCUUUUGUCCUGUAGUACGUUCUUACACUCCUUGACCUCCUCACCUCUUAGGGGUCUUUUUUUUAUUUUAUUUUAUUUUUUUUUUUGGAGACAGAGUCUUGCUCUGUUGCCGGGCUGGAGUGCAGUGGCGCGAUCUUGGCUUACUGCAACCUCCGCCUCCCGAGUUCAAGCAAUUUUCUUGCCUCAGCCUCCCAAGUAGCUGGGAUUACAGGCACGUGCCACCACACCCGGCCAAUUUUUGUAUUUUUAGUAGAGGGGGUUUCACCAUGUUGGCCAGGAUGGUCUCCAUCUCUUCACCCUCGUGAUCUGCCUGCCUCGGCCUCCCAAAGUGCUGUGAUUACAGGCAUGAGCCACUGCGCCUGGCCUAGGGGCUCUUUUAGAGUUUGUUUUCCAUAAAGUAAAUAGUCAUGGGUGACUAGUGUUUGUGAAGAGAUGAGAAAGAACAUCAUUCUAAUAAUCACCAUCCUGGAUAUAAUUUGUCAUCAGUCCAGGUGCAGUGGUGCAGGCCUGUAAUCCCAGCACUUUGGGAGGCUGAGGUGGGAGGAUCAGUUGAGGCCAGGAGUUGGAGACCAGCAUGGGCAGCAUAGCAAAACCCAAUCUAUUUAAAAAAUUGUUUAAAUGUAAAAAUUAAUCUAUUAUCAGACAACUGCUGUAUCUCCCUUAACUUGAACAACAUCCUGGACACACGUGUUCUGACAUAGGUCACCUCAAAAACCGACAGAAUAUGCUAGUUAAAUGCUCAAAUUCUUUCAUUUAAAAUUUUCUUAACAGGGAGAAAACACAAUUUUUCUGUAAAUGACGGAUUGCAGCUCGGUUGUGAGGACAUUGGAAAUAAGCCUGAGGAAGGCUGGCUGCCUUUAAACAGGAAGUUUGUGAUGAGUGACUUUUAAUCAAGUUACAACCAUUCAUAAUGGCUUAAAAAAUUGUUGUUUAUGUAUUCUUUCACUUCCUAAAACAAAAUAGCCAGUGUUUAUUGUCAUUGUGUCAGGUGAUGCACCAGGCAACUUCAUGUAUAUCAUGUAUAUCAUGCCAUCCGUACAUGUAACUGUUUUACAGAUGUGAAAACAGGCUUAGUGAUGAGAUCCAGGACCUACUCAGAAGGGCCCAGCAGUAACUCUGCCUCCAGAGCCGGCACCUCCGGUUCUGCCUCACAGUGUACUUCCCAAGUCCAUGAAGCUUCUCCUGACACCUAUGAGUUCUUCCAUUUGUCUUUUUAGUACUAUUUGACAUGCAAGCAUAAUCUCCUACAUUCCUUUUGCAGUGGAUAGUCAUAUUUUCCCUUCCUUUGGAAUGACUGACUAGAGUUAGAGAUAAAGCUGUGUAACUAAAUUUGUGUCUAUAGCGGUUUGAGACCAUAGGUAAGGAUUGGCUUGGCUAGGGGAGGAAUAUUGCAUGUUCUUGGUACUUGUUUUACAUUUCUUCCAGUACUAAAGCUCCAUGUGGUUCUAUUUUUUGUAAAUGAACACCCAUAAGUUUCCCAUCUGCGUUGUAAUCUCUCUGAACUUUGUUUCCCUAACAUAAAACAAGAGCGUUAGACCAGAUGACCUUCGAAGUACCUUCCGGUUUUACCAGGCCGCCAGUCUCUGUCCACAGCCCUGGGAUCAGUGGAGAUGCUUUAAGACCUCUGCACAGUGGGGGUAGCAGUGGGGGGUAUAGUGGUCUUUGAGGAUAUUCGGGCAAGAAGGAAACGAUUCUGGGAAAUGAACCAGCCUUAUGGAAGGAUCUAGGGUGUAAGCAUGUAGAUUAGCUAUUCUCAGCAGAUCUUGUGUUAAACACUUUCUAACAUUGAUUUACAUACUGUCUAUUGCUAACGUGUGUCUACUGACAACUCUUGUAAAAAAAGGGUUGGCAAAAGGUCAUGUUUUCCUUCUGUUUGCAAACAAAAUGGAUUAUUUUUAAAAGUUGUUGUUUUAUUAGUAACUCUUAAUGGGAACUCUGUUGAAUAGAUUUUCCUAGUUCAGUUUGUUUUCACUUGUGGAAGUGCAGGAAGAGCUGGUGUAAAAGAGAGGAAGGAGGAGGGAGGGAAUAAAGGCCAUGCCGGGAGCCUGCAUAACAAUCGCACACAUUGAGAAAGUUCACAGAAAUUAGAUUAAAUGCUUUGGGAAAAUGUAGUUUGUCUAGCAUUUUGAAAGAAUUUCUAGAAUUUCUGGGACAAUGAGUUCAUUUAAUCAUAUGUUCCAGUUUCUGAGUGUGAAGUUCUUUUUGUUGGAUUUGGUGGCUGUUGCUCACACCUUCACGCAGGGUGGUGGGCAGUUCUAGGUAGCUGGGGGUCUCUGGGGACCUUUCCGCUUUCCCUGUGAGUCCCCACAGGUUUUCCCUAGGAUGAUGCUCACAUCUGAAAUGCACGCUUCAGCUGCUAUGGAUUCCUGCCAUAAAGAAGAACCCACUAGAAUAAGAGCAAAUCACAUUGUGUAAAUUUUUUUUUUUUAAGACGGAGUCUUGCUCUGUUGCCCAGUCUAGAGUGCAGUGGUGCGAUCUCGGCUCACUGCAACCUCUGCCUCCCAGGUUCAAGUGAUUCUCCUGCCUCAGUCUCCCGAGUACCUGGGACUACAGGUGCCCACCACCAUGCCCAGCUAAUUUUUGUAUCUUUAGUAGAGAUGGGGUUUCACCAUAUUGCCCAGGCUGGUCUCGAACUCCUGAUCUUGUGAUCUGCCCUCCUCAGCCUCCCAAAGUGCCAGGAUUACAGGUGUGAGCCACCACGCCCGCCCACAUUGUGUAAAUUUAUCACCUGUUAAGGCAGAAAAUGAGCUUUGUAAACUAGUAAGCAGAAUUAUUUCUGCUCCCUCAAGGUGCACACAAGUAACCUCAGCCUUAAGUAUGUUCCUUUGAUUCUUCUUAACAGUGGUGAAGGCAAGGGGAUAGUUUUUUCAGCCAGCAGUGGGGUUGCAGGUAGAAUCACAGAGCUUUGCUUUGAACCCUAACUGGACAGAUCAUUUUCUGAGUCUUAAUUUUUCCUUUUCCAUUUCUAAAGUGAAGCCAGUAAUACCUGCCUUAUAGGGCUGUUGCAAGGAUGGAAUGAGAUGUAUUGACAGCAGUAAACUAUAAAAUACAUAGUUUAUAUAAUAAACUAUGAAAUAAAUACAAAAAUAUAAAACACGGGGUAUGAAGGCCAUCUAAGGGUUUCAUGAGCAAGGUGUAUUCAGCCUUAAGUUGAGGUUUUGCAUUAUUUUUGGUUAAAUAUAAAGACCAGGGUAAUCAUAGAACUGCCAAGCAGAAAGAAAUGUAGAAUGUAGCAGUGGUGUGGAGACCCGUGGCUGACAGGUGGUGGUCUUCAUAUAGGCUGAGGGACAGGCUAGAUGCAUGUCAAGUGGCAGCUCAGGUUGGAAGACAGGAGUUGGGGAUGUGAGAGUCCAGGCCAGGGUGAAGAGAAGUGGCUGGGAAGGCAGCCAGGCUCAGCUCUUAGGAGGCAGAGAGCUGCAAGCAGAGGGUGGGACCAGGUCUCUUUUUUCAACCCAGUCUUGAGGGAUGGGGGCAAAGUCAACCUAGACUUGAUUUAGAGCUAGUUCUGUUCACUUGAUCAUCUUUAUUGGGCCUUCAGGCUCCUAGAAGACUACCGUGAUAGACUGACUAGUGGUCUGUAAAUGGUUUUUAUUAAAAAAAUCACAUACCCUUUUUGAUAAAACAUGUAUUUGUUUAUACACUUUAAAUAUAUUGUGUAAUUAUAUAAUACAUUCACAAAUAAGAAUUUUAAAAGAAUGAGAUAAAAAAUUUAAAGUAGGCCAGGCGCAGUGGCUCACGCCUGUAAUCCCAGCGCUUUGUGGAGACUGAGGCAGGCAGAUCACGAGGUCAGGAGUUCGAGACCAGCCUGGCCAACAUGGUGAAACCCCGCCUGUACUAAAAAUACAAAUAAUUAGCCAGGCGUGGUGACAGGUGACUGUAAUCCCAGCUACUCAGGAGGCUGAGGCAGGAGAAUCGCUUGAACCUGGGAGGCAGAGGUUGCAGUGAGCCAAGAUCAAGCCACUGCACUCCAGCCUGGGCAACAGAGUGAGACUCUGUCUUUAAAAAAAAAAAAAAAAUGAAAGUCAAUGAAAGUUGUAAAGAUUUCAUCCUGCACUUCAGUGGCUGAUGAUUGCCUUAGACAGUGGGUCUGGGAGCAUCCUGGGGAGGGCAUGUGUCCUCAGGGGUCUCUGGGGACCAGCCUCAGCACCUCACUUCUUCCAGCCACAGAGACAGAACAUCAGAACCAUCCUUCAUGGAGCUUCCCAACUGGCCUGUUGAGGUCCCUGCUCUGCCAACCCCUGCUGCUGCUCUGCACAUGCUGGCUGUGUCCAGAGCUCGGAGGCCCCUGGCCCCAGCAAUGUGUGAUGCCUGCACAUGUGGCUUGGCUGCAGCACCUUGAGAAGACUUAAAUAUUCUAGUGACAUUGGCUGACCAGGGCACUGACAGCCUCACCUUAGUAUUUGAAUCAGUUCUGAGGCAAUAUCUAGUGUCAAGAGAAAAAUGAACUGUUUUUCCCAAACCAGUCAAUCUUUCCAGUAAUUAACAUAUAAAAAAGCCUCAUGUUAAGUGAGAGCAGUGCAGUGUGUGGUUAUAAAGAAAUAAGACUAAUGUUUAUGACAUACAUAGGUCUGUAAAACACAGACAUAUGUUAUUUUAUGGAUGCUAUUAUGCCAGUAGUGAUAACAGUAACAUUAGCUAAUAGAGAUUAAGGUAAGCCUUUCCACGCAUACUAUCUCAUUUAAUCUUUGCACCAACUUUGUAAAUGUAGGAAAUACUAAUCUGUUCAACAGAUACUUGAGUGCCCCUAUGGUGUUGGUGCUGUGAGGAUACAGUGUACAAGAAGACAGACAAAGGUCCCUGUGCUCACUUGAGCAGCUCACAGUGUAGUGGGAAGUCAGGCAUGCCCCCCCACCGCCCCAGGGAUCAGACAUAGUGGAAUCAUAAAGAGGGGUGAGUAAGUAAGGUCCCAUGUUAGAGCUGCAGGAUGGGAUGAGGUCAUCAAGAAAUGCUUCUGGAGGGGCCAGUUGGGCUGAGACAGAAGCUGGGGCAUGGAGGGCAGGGUGGCAGCCUUUGGAGAGAAAAGGUCCGUGUUCCUGGACAGUCUAUGGGUUGUGUCAUCCUAUUAAGUGGCUCUUUACGUGUACUUAUUUUCUCCCCAGGUAGAUCAAAAGCUUCUGGAGGGCAUGUUCUGUGUCUCAUUCCUUCAUGUCUUUCGCUACUCCUUCCACAAAAUAGUUUCCAGUAAAUGUUAGUUGACAUGAAUUGGUACUCAAAUGGAUGGUUAAAAGAUGUGUAUUGUGUAAGACACCAUAUCUUCCUUGUAAUUUUUUUGGGGGUCAAGCAACAAACAGUUAUUGAGGCUAUGAUAUUAGAAAUUAAAGACAAGCUUUAGCCCAUUUGCUCUUUAAGGAACUCAGAAUCUGAACAUAGAACAGCCAGCAGAGCAGGUUGAACAAGCAAGUACACCAUGUCGGGGUUCCCCGACUACACCAUGUCGGGGUUCCCCGACUCCCCCAUCUGUGGAGCUCAUUGGGUCAGGCUUCCCAGGAAGCACAUGCUGCACUGCUUGGGGUGGCCAGGCAUGCAGAUGGCAGAUGGGGUGUGUGCAGAGGCUUGUGAGUGGGGCUGCAGAGAAACAAGCUAGUGGAGAGGAGAUUGGCUGGCUUGUGUUUCUCUAGUGCCGUCAUGUAGAAACGCUGGAUUUGGGCAAGUGAUUGACAGGGCAUGAACCUCUGUCCUGACAUCCUGCCUCUGUCCUCAGGUAAUAUUUGUUGAGAGUUCAAGGGCAUAAUAUUUCAGAGCCCAGCAGUCUCACGCGGCUCUGCUGCGAAGUCCUUCUGGUGAACUGCUCUUCCAUCCAGCCUCUCCUGUGGCCAGUAGGGGAGUGCAGACACAACGUCGUUAAUAGCAACACAUUUUUACAAAAUUUACCUUUUCAAACCCCACCCCCUAGAAACCGUAGCUUCUUUAAUGUCCCGCUGGCUGUGUGAAAAACAGGAAUUUAUGUAACAAGUCCUGCACAGCAAACCUUUUCCUGUUCGGAAAAAAUUUUAAUUGUUGGCAAAGUUAGGAAACAGCUCUGUUACUCAAAGAGCGACCUGAAAUGUCCUCUUAGAAAAAUAUGUAAUAUGAUGUUUUGAUAAGUAGGAGACUGCUGUGGCUUUUUUUUUUUUAAAGUCUAAAUUAGUAUAUGUCCCACCUGAGUUAGUGAACGCUUCUUGAAUGUUUUAAAGAUUUCCUUAUUAUGUCUCCUGCAGUCUUUUUAAAAAUGACCCCCAGCUGGGCUUGCCAGUGAUCUGACAGGCUUAUCAUGAAUGUUAGAGAGCUUCACCCCCUCUCCCCAAGUCAAUGCAACAACCAGGAAGCUUCUAUCUGGGAAGAUCUUUCUUCCCCCUUUAUCAUUAACUAAAUGUGACAGGGACAGGAGUCAAGCUUCCUCUCCUCCAGAGAUUUCAUCGGAGCUUAUCUGUGUGUCUAUUGUGUUCAAAGAACAAAACUGUCAUGAUGGAAUAUUGUGCAAAUGCCUGGACUUCCAGUGUAUAGAAAAUGUCAGGGUCAGACUGCAGGGCUGCAUUCCAGUGCUACCCCAAGUGCGGGCCUGCUGAUCUUAAGGAGGAAUUAAGAACUCGGUUCGGCUGGGGUUGGUGGGUACAGCAGACAAGGCUGUGGCUCUGUGAGCAUACAUGUGUGUGUGUGGCGCCUUCCCAUAGGAAUUUGGGGAUCUUAGGGGAAUGCAAUAGGAUGGGAGGGAAAUGUACUCCCUGGCCUCUUUUAGGGAUUCUUGUACCUACUCUAAGCCCCUGGCCCUCCUCACAGCGUGUCUCGAGGUGAGGGUAGAUCUUGGGUGUGGAGGAAGGUGGGGAUUCUUGGGAACAGGAGACAGUCACUGCCAUCACCACACACCUGCUCCGUUCCAGCCGGGAAUCUGGGGCUCCGGUGGUGUCUUCCCCGCUCUCACACUUCACUGUAUGCUCUGGCAGGAGGGCUUGUCACGUAGCUGCUGUGUUGAAAUCUUUAGGCGGAAUGCAGUACAGAGAGUCAGAGGGCGUUUUGAAAUGUGGAUUUCUCAGCCCUGACUGCUGGGCCUUACCCUGACUUUUGCAUCUCCCUUUAGAAAGUGAGACCCCUCCAUUUUCUCUCUUCUACCACCUUUUAAUGAGAGAAGACUUCUCUCCCAGUUUGUGUUGGAGCCAGGCCUCAUCCUGCUGUGCAGAGGCUCUGCUCAGGCGCAGUGGUUGGCACUCGGGCCCGGGCGUCCCAUGUCAAUGGCAUGAGGAUGUGGGCGCUGUGGCUGCACCCCUGGGUGACCACAAAUCCAGCCAGAGCCUUUUUGUGGUUGAGAAGAGGGGCCGCAGAGAUGCAGGGGGCAUGGUCAGCUGAGCCUUGCAUCCAGUUGGCAGAGGAGGCCAAGAAAGCUGGGAGACUGUGCACAUUCCAGGGUCUUAGGGCACCCAGAAUCCCACUCCUUGGGAGCAGACCUCUGAGGAAAGAGGCUGCUGAAUGAACAAGGUGUAGUGGCUGUGUGCCCUGUACUGUGCUGGGGGCCAGAAGCUAUAAGACAAGGCCCUUCCUUCUGGGGAGCUCACAGCGUUUCCCUCGUCUCCUUUUCCACGUGUCCCACGGACUCCCCUGAACACCAUCUUACUCUGUGUUGUAGAGGAGGUGAAUCAAACCAUGGCUUUCUCAUCUGCAGCCUGGCUCUGGUGUUUCUGCUGAAACUUGGAGAGACCACCUCUGGCCCCUUUCACCAUAUAUUUGCAGUUGUGGAAUUCAAUUCGUCAUAAUCUGUCCCUACACAGCAAGUUCAUUCGUGUGCAGAAUGAAGGAACUGGAAAAAGUUCUUGGUGGAUGCUCAAUCCAGAGGGUGGCAAGAGCGGGAAAUCUCCUAGGAGAAGAGCUGCAUCCAUGGACAACAACAGUAAAUUUGCUAAGAGCCGAAGCCGAGCUGCCAAGAAGAAAGCAUCUCUCCAGUCUGGCCAGGAGGGUGCUGGGGACAGCCCUGGAUCACAGUUUUCCAAAUGGCCUGCAAGCCCUGGCUCUCACAGCAAUGAUGACUUUGAUAACUGGAGUACAUUUCGCCCUCGAACUAGCUCAAAUGCUAGUACUAUUAGUGGGAGACUCUCACCCAUUAUGACCGAACAGGAUGAUCUUGGAGAAGGGGAUGUGCAUUCUAUGGUGUACCCGCCAUCUGCCGCAAAGAUGGCCUCUACUUUACCCAGUCUGUCUGAGAUAAGCAAUCCCGAAAACAUGGAAAAUCUUUUGGAUAAUCUCAACCUUCUCUCAUCACCAACAUCAUUAACUGUUUCGACCCAGUCCUCACCUGGCACCAUGAUGCAGCAGACGCCGUGCUACUCGUUUGCGCCACCAAACACCAGUUUGAAUUCACCCAGCCCAAACUACCAAAAAUAUACAUAUGGCCAAUCCAGCAUGAGCCCUUUGCCCCAGAUGCCUAUACAAACACUUCAGGACAAUAAGUCGAGUUAUGGAGGUAUGAGUCAGUAUAACUGUGCGCCUGGACUCUUGAAGGAGUUGCUGACUUCUGACUCUCCUCCCCAUAAUGACAUUAUGACACCAGUUGAUCCUGGGGUAGCCCAGCCCAACAGCCGGGUUCUGGGCCAGAACGUCAUGAUGGGCCCUAAUUCGGUCAUGUCAACCUAUGGCAGCCAGGCAUCUCAUAACAAAAUGAUGAAUCCCAGCUCCCAUACCCACCCUGGACAUGCUCAGCAGACAUCUGCAGUUAACGGGCGUCCCCUGCCCCACACGGUAAGCACCAUGCCCCACACCUCGGGUAUGAACCGCCUGACCCAAGUGAAGACACCUGUACAAGUGCCUCUGCCCCACCCCAUGCAGAUGAGUGCCCUGGGGGGCUACUCCUCCGUGAGCAGCUGCAAUGGCUAUGGCAGAAUGGGCCUUCUCCACCAGGAGAAGCUCCCAAGUGACUUGGAUGGCAUGUUCAUUGAGCGCUUAGACUGUGACAUGGAAUCCAUCAUUCGGAAUGACCUCAUGGAUGGAGAUACAUUGGAUUUUAACUUUGACAAUGUGUUGCCCAACCAAAGCUUCCCACACAGUGUCAAGACAACGACACAUAGCUGGGUGUCAGGCUGAGGGUUAGUGAGCAGGUUACACUUAAAAGUACUUCAGAUUGUCUGACAGCAGGAACUGAGAGAAGCAGUCCAAAGAUGUCUUUCACCAACUCCCUUUUAGUUUUCUUGGUUAAAAAAAAAAACAAAAAAAAAAACCCUCCUUUUUUCCUUUCGUCAGACUUGGCAGCAAAGACAUUUUUCCUGUACAGGAUGUUUGCCCAAUGUGUGCAGGUUAUGUGCUGCUGUAGAUAAGGACUGUGCCAUUGGAAAUUUCAUUACAAUGAAGUGCCAAACUCACUACACCAUAUAAUUGCAGAAAAGAUUUUCAGAUCCUGGUGUGCUUUCAAGUUUUGUAUAUAAGCAGUAGAUACAGAUUGUAUUUGUGUGUGUUUUUGGUUUUUCUAAAUAUCCAAUUGGUCCAAGGAAAGUUUAUACUCUUUUUGUAAUACUGUGAUGGGCCUCAUGUCUUGAUAAGUUAAACUUUUGUUUGUACUACCUGUUUUCUGCGGAACUGACGGAUCACAAAGAACUGAAUCUCCAUUCUGCAUCUCCAUUGAACAGCCUUGGACCUGUUCACGUUGCCACAGAAUUCACAUGAGAACCAAGUAGCCUGUUAUCAAUCUGCUAAAUUAAUGGACUUGUUAAACUUUUGGAAAAAAAAAGAUUAAAUGCCAGCUUUGUACAGGUCUUUUCUAUUUUUUUUUGUUUAUUUUGUUAUUUGCAAAUUUGUACAAACAUUUAAAUGGUUCUAAUUUCCAGAUAAAUGAUUUUUGAUGUUAUUGUUGGGACUUAAGAACAUUUUUGGAAUAGAUAUUGAACUGUAAUAAUGUUUUCUUAAAACUAGAGUCUACUUUGUUACAUAGUCAGCUUGUAAAUUUUGUGGAACCACAGGUAUUUGGGGCAGCAUUCAUAAUUUUCAUUUUGUAUUCUAACUGGAUUAGUACUAAUUUUAUACAUGCUUAACUGGUUUGUACACUUUGGGAUGCUACUUAGUGAUGUUUCUGACUAAUCUUAAAUCAUUGUAAUUAGUACUUGCAUAUUCAACGUUUCAGGCCCUGGUUGGGCAGGAAAGUGAUGUAUAGUUAUGGACACUUUGCGUUUCUUAUUUAGGAUAACUUAAUAUGUUUUUAUGUAUGUAUUUUAAAGAAAUUUCAUCUGCUUCUACUGAACUAUGCGUACUGCAUAGCAUCAAGUCUUCUCUAGAGACCUCUGUAGUCCUGGGAGGCCUCAUAAUGUUUGUAGAUCAGAAAAGGGAGAUCUGCAUCUAAAGCAAUGGUCCUUUGUCAAACGAGGGAUUUUGAUCCACUUCACCAUUUUGAGUUGAGCUUUAGCAAAAGUUUCCCCUCAUAAUUCUUUGCUCUUGUUUCAGUCCAGGUGGAGGUUGGUUUUGUAGUUCUGCCUUGAGGAAUUAUGUCAACACUCAUACUUCAUCUCAUUCUCCCUUCUGCCCUGCAGAUUAGAUUACUUAGCACACUGUGGAAGUUUAAGUGGAAGGAGGGAAUUUAAAAAUGGGACUUGAGUGGUUUGUAGAAUUUGUGUUCAUAAGUUCAGAUGGGUAGCAAAUGGAAUAGAACUUACUUAAAAAUUGGGGAGAUUUAUUUGAAAACCAGCUGUAAGUUGUGCAUUGAGAUUAUGUUAAAAGCCUUGGCUUAAGAAUUUGAAAAUUUCUUUAGCCUGUAGCAACCUAAACUGUAAUUCCUAUCAUUAUGUUUUAUUACUUUCCAAUUACCUGUAACUGACAGACCAAAUUAAUUGGCUUUGUGUCCUAUUUAGUCCAUCAGUAUUUUCAAGUCAUGUGGAAAGCCCAAAGUCAUCACAAUGAAGAGAACAGGUGCACAGCACUGUUCCUCUUGUGUUCUUGAGAAGGAUCUAAUUUUUCUGUAUAUAGCCCACAUCACACUUGCUUUGUCUUGUAUGUUAAUUGCAUCUUCAUUGGCUUGGUAUUUCCUAAAUGUUUAACAAGAACACAAGUGUUCCUGAUAAGAUUUCCUACAGUAAGCCAGCUCUAUUGUAAGCUUCCCACUGUGAUGAUCAUUUUUUUGAAGAUUCAUUGAACAGCCACCACUCUAUCAUCCUCAUUUUGGGGCAGUCCAAGACAUAGCUGGUUUUAGAAACCCAAGUUCCUCUAAGCACAGCCUCCCGGGUAUGUAACUGAACUUGGUGCCAAAGUACUUGUGUACUAAUUUCUAUUACUACGUACUGUCACUUUCCUCCCGUGCCAUUACUGCAUCAUAAUACAAGGAACCUCAGAGCCCCCAUUUGUUCAUUAAAGAGGCAACUACAGCCAAAAUCACUGUUAAAAUCUUACUACUUCAUGGAGUAGCUCUUAGGAAAAUAUAUCUUCCUCCUGAGUCUGGGUAAUUAUACCUCUCCCAAGCCCCCAUUGUGUGUUGAAAUCCUGUCAUGAAUCCUUGGUAGCUCUCUGAGAACAGUGAAGUCCAGGGAAAGGCAUCUGGUCUGUCUGGAAAGCAAACAUUAUGUGGCCUCUGGUAGUUUUUUUCCUGUAAGAAUACUGACUUUCUGGAGUAAUGAGUAUAUAUCAGUUAUUGUACAUGAUUGCUUUGUGAAAUGUGCAAAUGAUAUCACCUAUGCAGCCUUGUUUGAUUUAUUUUCUCUGGUUUGUACUGUUAUUAAAAGCAUAUUGUAUUAUAGAGCUAUUCAGAUAUUUUAAAUAUAAAGAUGUAUUGUUUCCGUAAUAUAGACGUAUGGAAUAUAUUUAGGUAAUAGAUGUAUUACUUGGAAAGUUCUGCUUUGACAAACUGACAAAGUCUAAAUGAGCACAUGUAUCCCAGUGAGCAGUAAAUCAAUGGAACAUCCCAAGAAGAGGAUAAGGAUGCUUAAAAUGGAAAUCAUUCUCCAACGAUAUACAAAUUGGACUUGUUCAACUGCUGGAUAUAUGCUACCAAUAACCCCAGCCCCAACUUAAAAUUCUUACAUUCAAGCUCCUAAGAGUUCUUAAUUUAUAACUAAUUUUAAAAGAGAAGUUUCUUUUCUGGUUUUAGUUUGGGAAUAAUCAUUCAUUAAAAAAAAUGUAUUGUGGUUUAUGCGAACAGACCAACCUGGCAUUACAGUUGGCCUCUCCUUGAGGUGGGCACAGCCUGGCAGUGUGGCCAGGGGUGGCCAUGUAAGUCCCAUCAGGACGUAGUCAUGCCUCCUGCAUUUCGCUACCCGAGUUUAGUAACAGUGCAGAUUCCACGUUCUUGUUCCGAUACUCUGAGAAGUGCCUGAUGUUGAUGUACUUACAGACACAAGAACAAUCUUUGCUAUAAUUGUAUAAAGCCAUAAAUGUACAUAAAUUAUGUUUAAAUGGCUUGGUGUCUUUCUUUUCUAAUUAUGCAGAAUAAGCUCUUUAUUAGGAAUUUUUUGUGAAGCUAUUAAAUACUUGAGUUAAGUCUUGUCAGCCA
Homo sapiens (human) is the source of this 45384-nucleotide messenger RNA. RefSeq names its product forkhead box O1 (gene FOXO1). The transcript is spliced from 3 exons. NCBI's taxonomy places the organism in Eukaryota, Metazoa, Chordata, Mammalia, Primates, Hominidae. The record is from RefSeq and is a predicted model, not a curated record. Gene Ontology annotation, cellular component: chromatin; nucleus; cytoplasm. The coding region runs from base 40746 to 42002 and encodes 418 amino acids. Gene Ontology annotation, molecular function: chromatin DNA binding; DNA binding; protein phosphatase 2A binding. Gene Ontology annotation, biological process: cellular response to oxidative stress; positive regulation of transcription by RNA polymerase II; DNA damage response.